AUGGCGGGGCACCCUCCACUGUGUGAUUUGCAUUCCUCAUCAUGCUGGGGAACAGAGCAGACUGGUCACUGCUCAGGCCCCCAGCCCAUCCUGCUGCGCUUCUCCCAUGUUCUGUGCCCACUUUUCAGUCUGGGCUGUGCCUGCUUCUUCUAUGCUGCCUGCUAUGUGGCCUGCUGCUACUCCAGGGACCUUCUAGGAGCCAGGUUGCAGAUUGUGGCCCAGCUCCUGACUGUGCUGAGCUGUGUGGGGCUCCUCAUCCUCUACCAUGCUUAGGCAGCGUGGGCUGGUCCGGGGCUUCAGCUGCCUGGUCUGGCUACUGGCCUUACUAGCUUCAGCUUCCUACCGCAAGCUCAUAGAGAUCUGGGUGCAUGCCUAGUGGGACUGCUGGGCUCCCUUCUGGACCUGAGCAUCACCCACUGCUUUCAGAUCAGGAAAGCUCACCCUAUGAGCACCAUGGUGAAAAACAAGGUGUCUGUGAUCAGAUUCAAUAGUUACAUCUGUGUGUCCAUGGGGAUGGCCUUCUCAACUUACUAUGUCAGAGGCAAGAUGUGCAAGAGACCUUCCCUGCCCUGUAUCUCCAAAGAGCAGGUAGGUUUGAAGAGGGUAUUUACCUUUAAGGGGCUCCAAAGACAGCUUAAACACAGUGCAACCAUGUAAUUAAUUUUGCUUGUGCUGCAUAAAACAAACACAGGGUGCUUCCCUCAUGCAAGAGAACUUCGGACUUGGAGGGACAUCAAUAUAUUUACCAAUAUGGGUUCUGCUCUCUCCUGGAUCCCACGGUGCAACCGGACCUGAGGUUGGCCAAUUCUCACAAUGUGAUUUGCAAAUAAAAUAUUGAUGGUCCAGGCACUCAAGUUCAAAUCACAGUAGAGGGACAUCAAACUUACAUGCUUACUUUGAGGGGUGUGCAAGUCAUUAGUGAUGACUCUGUCCCCGUCACUUCCUUUUGGGUUACUUUAACUUUAAAAGCCAGACUAUAUUUUCUCAGCGCCAGUGAUGAUAUUCAGAAACAUUACUGACAAAACAAACAUCAGCUCAGCAAGCAGAGCUAAUGUGCUCAUAGUGAGCCAGCCACCUGCACAUGAGUGCUUACAAGUAUUCUUGUCUUAUGGUCAACGAAACUCUGUUUAUAUUAAGUUGAAAUUCUUUCUGAUUUCUUGAACUGAAAGAUAUUGGAGAAGCAUGCCCUGUCAGAUUGUAAACACGUGAAAGGAAUGCUUAAAAAACAGUCAGUCGGGACUUUUGUUUCCCCAAAUUAAAAUCUAUCGAAUUCUGUACUUUUAGGGUAUUAUAUUGAGUCACUGAGAGGAACAGCUGCCUUAUUUUUUUUUCUGACCAAGUUGUACAGAGUUGCAUAGGAAGUUGAAGGUUUAAUAAUAAUCUGUGAAGUCAGGAGGGCACUAAAUUUGAAAGGUGGCACUUUAAUAAGCACAAUUAUCACGUCAGUUCAUUGAGGGCACUGGCCUACUGGGCUUAGUGUGAAGUGAACUUUAUUAACCUAUCCAAUGGUUGCCAAGAGGUAGCAAUGGCAAAUUGAGAAUUCUGAACUUAAAGGAACUAAAUGUUGGACAGUCUUAGAAUGUCCAAGAAACACUACACAGAAUAUCCUCUACAUAGAAUGCAGAACUUGAGCAUUUAUUGAGCAAAAUUCUAACUUACCGUAAGAGGGUUGUGGAGCAAAUCAUGAUUCGGUUCACUGAUCCCUUGAGAAAUGGAUAACAAAAAUGGCUUUCUGCCAUUUUCUUUAUCUAGAAUUAUCUUUCCUAUUCUCACGUUCUGUUUUCUUAACCUUUCCAUUUUCUUUCUGUUUAUACAUGUCUCCCUCAUGCUUUCAUACCCCUAUCAUUUCUCCUCUAUUCAUUAUUUUUUCCUCAUUGUUUUCCUUACAACGUCACCAUAGAGGUCUUUCAGUUACAUUGUCCUCUAUUUUGCAUGUGAUAUUUCACAAACAUUAAUUAAUACUUUGGUCGAGACAUAAAACACCUUUCAUAGACGUGCCUCAAAUGACUACCUAAUCCACAAAUCCUAUUAGUAGUCCUUGUGGCAAUUCCCCAACUGUGAACAUGUGAUGUUAUCUGGGGAUUAGUUACCUCAGACAUUCCAGCUGGUUUAGACUACAAAUACUAUCAACUUCAGCCAGCCUACUUCUGCCCGGACAUGAUGGGUGCUGCAUUACGUAGUAACUGGAGUAAUAUUAUAGGCCUAUUACAAGCUGGUAUUAUUACUACAGUAAGCCAAUGCAUACUUAUAGCUUCAGAAUACAUGAUAAAUUGUAAGACAGCUAGAAACGGACAAGAGAGGUUAGAGCUAGAGGGGGGGGGGGGGGGGGGCUAUAACGAAUGUCAAAAUACACAAGAAAAAAGAAAAGGCAGCCUAAAAAGUAAAUAUUAUGACAUGAUCUGUAUUAUAUUUUAUAUGAUUGUAACAUCAGGAUUAAUAGAAAAAAGGUAUCAAUGUAAUCAAUCACACCCUAAUCGAAUGGAUGUAAACCUAUCUUGUCAUAAAUACAUGUCGUUUGGUGUAAUUCUAAUAGCAGUAGCAGAGAAAUCAAGACUUGCAGCAAUUACAUAAAACAUAUAGUAUGUAUCCAAAUAAGAACACACUAUUUGUAUUAAAACCAGACAUAGAAGUAAAAGUAGAAUAAUGGUAGAAAAUAACAGCCAGUAAAUUUCAUGAAAUAGGAGGGAUAUAGCCCCCACAAGCUGUCCCUGAGCGUGUAUUUGAGGGCACCUAUACCAGAGACUAAACAACCCAAUCAUGCUACAAUAUGCAAGGUUAAAAAAAUCCCUGCUUCGGUACAAAAAGGAAAAAAACAAAACAAUAGAGAUAUAGAAAAAAAAUGUCCAGCAAGAUUCCACAGUACUGCGAUCACUCCAUGUGCUAUGAAGAAAGACGUGUGGGCAAAGUAAGAGAACCAGUUGUAGAGCAGAUCCACGACGAUUGUUUCGCUGGUCAGACGGCUCUUUUGUUACUUUGCCUACAUGGCUCUCUUUAUAGCACAUGGAGUGAUUGAUGUACAGUGAAACCUGACUGUACACUUUUCUUAUAUACCUAUAUCUGUCAGUUCAUCGAGAAAGCAUAGUGGUCUGCACUUCCAUUGGGUGCAGACCUCUUUAAGAGCUCCCUCACAGCAACAUAACCAUUAUAGUAAUCUGCAGGAGAUAUUUUGUGCUUCUCUAAAGGUUAUCAGAUAUUUUAAGGGUACAUUGAGAAUGUGCAUGUUAUACAUUAGUGUGACUACACAUGCUAUGUAAAAGGAGGUGAUAGAAAAUACACUAUACAGCAACAUAAGAAUCAGAAAUACUUAGGUGAAAUAUGAACUUCUUAAGUUUACUGAUUGUAAUGCAUUUACAUUAUUUCAGUGCUAGAUCACAGCUAAGUUGCCCUGAAUGCUUGUAAUGUCUUGUAAUAACCCAGAGCUGUCUGUAUUGGCUAAUCUUUGCUGUACAUAUGGGAAAUACCAAAAUAGUAAGUCUGAGGAAGAAAAUAAGUCACAGACAUUGCAAUAUUUAUUUUUGUCAGGAACACAGAACACAUUUUUAUAAAAAAUCAAAACAAUAAUAUCACGUUAGGCACUUAAUAAUACUUUACAAGAUGAUGGUAAGGUCAACCACCUUACCAGCUCCGUUGGUUGUAGAAAAAUACCCACUGUAAAGCCCCCUUCACCUAGUCGAACCUUGAAAUUAAAUCACAAGCCCCAACCCCCAACCCCUUAGGCUUAAACAAAUUUAGCAUCUGGUGCCAGCGUGGAGUUGCAGGUGUCAGCACAUGGCAAAGGACGUUGAUCCCUCUGUAAAAAGACUAUUAGGGCCAAAGCGAGACCCCAUUUGAUGAAGUGACAUAUAGGCUAAGUAAAUAAGCAGCCCCUGCCACAAGCAACUAGAAUCCAGACAUGCAAAAAGCAAUCUUGAAUAAGCGACUAAAAAUAUUGGCAAUCAGAAGCCUAGAACUUGGGGAUUGUAGAAAAAGAAACAAGUUAAUGACUCGAAUCAUUGCAACCUAUCCUUCAAUAACUUAGACCUCUCCUUCUACCUUCACAUUGACCACUCCUGUCAGAGGAAAACUAGAAAAUCACACCCCUAAGAAUGUUCUGGCGGCUUCAGGAGGAAACAGUAAUCCUUAAUAUAUAUAUAUAUAUAUUUGUGCUGCAGUACUGGGACUUUCAUUUUGGCAUUGAAAAGGUUGAAUAGUAUAUACCAACAUUAUUCUAUUAAAUGAAGUGGUUUUGGUGCUUAGAUUGUCCCUGUAAGAGGCUGUGUUGGUAAUGAGUACAGAAACCACAUACCAUCUGUUCCAUCCUUGCGCUCUGAAUAGGGGUGAAAGCAAACUAUAAAAAUGAUGCAUUACCUUGGGCCUUUAUUCCUGAUGGCAUGUCAAGGAAGGGAGCAAGGAUUAUCAAAGCAGUACUCCAUACAGCAUGAAUAAAGGGGCUCUUUUCACAUCUUCCUGUAAUAUUCCUGUUUUUGUCAUCUGCAUUACAAAUUACUACAUUCUUUGACACAAUUCACAAACCACAAAUUACCAUCAACUGUACAUUAGCACUAUACACUCUGCAUAUGGUCUGACGCCACCAGCCCACAUCAAAGCCAAUAAAAUCUGUUCAUGUUCCCUGUAAUUCUGUCCUACUUAUGCUUCACAUUUUUUUCCACUUAAAAGUUUGUUUUUCACAGUGUACAUUACAAACAUAUUAAAGGUUUUACAUUAUACAUUGUUUUUGAAUUGAAAUAAACAACAGCUUAUAUUACAUUGUCUGACGUAGUCUUUGAAACUUAUCCUAAGUUCUGCAUGGUUUACAUAUAUUGCAAGUAAUUAUAGAGUCCUUAUUCCUUUUAGCAAUAUGUUAAUUCACAUAUGGUAAAAUGAAAAGUAGGGAGUGGGAGAGUGGGGACCUGUAGGGUCGGUUGACACCAAAACAUUGGAAAGAAAGAACAUAAAAGAAAUGGAACGAGACUCGGGUGCCCUAUGUCCCCUCUUCUCUUAAUACUCAUAUUGGAACCCUUCUUUAAAGGCAUCAAAGACUACCAAGCCAUUCGAGGUAUCCAAGUUCAAAAAAAGGAAUUUAAAAUCUCGGCAUCGCCGACGACCUCUUUUUUACAAUAGACACCCCGAGCACAUCCCUGGCUCCACUCCCAGAAGAAAUCUCCAUCUAUAACAAAACCCUCAAUUUUUCAAGUCAAUUUCUCAAAAAGUGAAAUUCUCCCUUUGCGCAUACAUGAAUCCACAAGGGUACACCUGCAAUCCACUUUCCCCUUUACCUGGGCAGAUAAGACGAUUACAUAUCUAGGCAUCUGUCUACUGGUGAACCUAGCCACUACCUUUGAUCUAAAUUUCGAACCACCAUUCCAAUCAAUGUCCAAAGACCUGGCAACAUGGCACAAGCCGCACUUUAAUUGGCUAUGCCAAAUAAACAUCCCUAAUAUUAUAUCUAUUCCAAACCCUGCCCAAACCCAAAUCAUUUUUCACUAAGCUUCAACGACUCUUCAAUACCUUCAUCUGGGCACACAAACAGCCAAGAAGUUUUGACAAGACAUAAGGUGGGCGGUGGCCUAGGAGUCUCCCAGAGAGAAAGGUACUACAAAGCGACAAUGCUCUCUAGAUUAUACAAAUGUCAGACAAUAGACACAAAUAGAAAGCUCCAUGUUUUGAAUCCCUCUCCAUACGGUUGCACAUACCAACUGUAAGACAUAAGGCAUUACACGGACCAACUUGGCCUGGUCAACCUCUUCACUGACUGAUGCUACACUCCCACCACUUAGUGCUGAACAGGAACAAUCAGGGGAUAAUACUUAGACACCUAAACCCAACCCUAUGAUAUUUACUGAAGCACAAGCAUAUCUCCACCAACCUAAGGUAUGAUACCACAGUUUGUACAUAUACUCUUCCUACCCAGUACCCAUGGAAAGUACCAAGUAUUUUGAGUCACAUAUUACAACACUAACGACAUGGUCCCUUGUUAUGAAUGUGUUUGACCUAUGCAUGUAGGAUACACAACUGUAGAAAUGUAAAAAAACAAACAAAUGUGAUAUGAUGUAACAAUGUUUUAGCAGAGAGCUGGUAUUCCACAGGUUAUCUCCACUCAAGAUGAGGCUCAAGAACAAGUAUUAAAAAUCCAUAAGGCAAUAAUUACAGCAGGCAAGUCAAUCCAAUAAUAUCCCAAUAUAAAUCCCAAUGACUGGACGACACACGGCAUCAGGAGCAGAACUGAACUUUUAAUCACUCAACCUUCUUUUAAAGCUUUCUCCCAUGCAAGGGAGGUAUUUACAGUAAUUAUACAGUACACCAAUCAUACAUGAGUUGCCAUCCACACAUCCCCUCCCCUUAGUAUGACUCAUAAUCCCAUUAUGAAGGACACAGUUCCCCUGGUUUUCUGGAUGUACCCCUAAACAUAGGGGUACCCCUUUAAAUAUUACAUCCCCUGGUAGCCCUGAUCUGGGUGAGAGACAUAUUCAAAAAUCACCCAGAUCGGACCAGGGGUUCGGGAAAUUCCUGGAGGUAGUAAAAAGACCGACCGCACUGGUGUUAACAGCCGAAAUGGGUUCCAUACAUUCUGGCCCUGUGGUCGGUCACAGAAAAAGGGAACAAAAUGCACGAACGGCUUGGGUUAUGGAGACUGGGGAGGAUUCGUAUAAAAGUGGGGUUGUUCGUGGGGUUCUUUCUACUGAACGGGGAGCCGUUCGGUAGUUUCUACACUAAGUGACGGCAGUGUAGUGGGCUCAGCGGUGUUUGCCUAACCAAGUGUCCGAUUUGGGUUCCAGACACUCCACAGCAAAACACCGCUGUUCGGGAGUUUAAGAUGGCCGCCGCCACGUGUUCGUCCCCCGAAUGGCGGCCACCCAGAGGACAAAGCACACACUGCACUGAUUGCCAAUUACCCGUUUGCAACAUUGUUGCGAACGGUAAUUGGAGGCACACUUAUUCCUGGGGUGGUCUGAUUGUUCGGUAGUUUCACUCGCAUAAUAACUGGAGUGAUUUUACCGAACAAUCAGGCGAAUGCUGCAUACACUUUACAUACAUAUGGCAAAAAUUAACCGAAAGCAUACGAAUACACAUAAUUUUGAGGACAGCCCAAUGCCAUCCGCUACAGAUGUGUGCUCUUUAUCUACUUGUUGCUGAUUCAUGUCAUGAUAACAUACUUGUGUAAACUGUGAAAUAUUGUCAUGGAAAUUUAUAUUUUUAUAUUAUCAAUAAAAAUGUUAAAAAAAAAUAAAACAUAAAAAUAACAAUAAAACUGACUGACUACCGCAGGGUGUGGAACAGCUGGACUGCUAUUAUCAUUCAUUUAAUCUAAGAUAAGUUAUGGGCCUGGACCUCUCCAAGGUUUAACCAAAGGUCCCAUAUUUUUUGAAAAAUAUGCGUUGUGUUGUUCUGUCUAUGUGACAUUUGCUUCCACUCUCGGUCAUUAACAGUAACUACAAUUAGUAUCAGAGACAGCACUUUGUUAUAUAACAAUUUAAGUCGAUAUGUGCAGUGUGUGAGGACUUGUAAUAAUGCUGUAGAAGACCUGUUAUCAACCUUUGUAAAUCUGCAUCUCAUUUAUUUUUAUAUGAGCAAGGUUGUGGUAAUUUGAAAGAAAGAAAAAGGUAGAGAAAAUGGAUAUUCCUUUUUUAGCAUGUGCGUGUCUGUUAGCUAGAGUUUGAGAAAAUUUCUGUUGAGGCACUGACUGAUCUUUGCUCUUUUGAAAUGGGCAUGAUUAUAUUAUUUAUCAGUCUUUUAGGAUAACCUUACGUGCACCCAUAGCAUGUCUGAAUUACUUGUCUCUGUUAGCUUUUACUAGAAUUCUAUGUAUCUAUCACACUUGCCGAACAACAAUUUCUAAAGCUCCAAGACCGUUUUUAGGUCCCAGAAACACCUGGGGCUUGAGCCAAAAGGAGAACUUGAUGACAUGUCUUCCUUUUUUUAUGAUAUGUCUCCUUCUCCCUACCCAUUAACAGGGGGAUAUCAGUUAAACCAUAGACAGAAAAAGGCACCAGGUCCACAGCCUGGUAUUCAGUGCCAUCCUGCCACACUACCUAAGUAAUAGAGGGGUGUUCAGCAAAAUUCUGCUCCACAGCACCCUCUACUGACAGUCAUCUGGAGGGCAUCAACCCUCUCCCUAAGUAGCCUGCCAGAGCAUUACAGAAAAUUAGAAGGAAUUAAAGGACCACUAUAGUGCCAGGAAAACAUACUCGUUUUCCUGGCACUAUAGUGCCCUGAGGGUGCCCCCACCCUCAGGGACCCCCUCCCGCCCGGCUCUGGAAGGGGGAAAGGGGUAAAAACUUACCUUUUUCCAGUGCUGGGCGGAGAGCUCUCUGCCUCCUCUCCGCCUCCGUUACGCCCCGCCGGCUGAAUGCGCACGCGCGGCAAGAGCUGCGCGCGCAUUCAGCCGGUCUCAUAGGAAAGCAUUUACAAUGCUUUCCUAUGGACGCUGGCGUGCUCUCACCGUGAUUUUCACAGUGAGAAGCACGCAAGCGCCUCUAGUGGCUGUCAAUGAGACAGCCACUAGAGGAUUAGGGGGAAGGCUUAACCCAUUCAUAAUUAUAGCAGUUUCUCUGAAACUGCUAUAAUUAUGAAAAAAUGGGCUAACCCUAGAAGGACCUGGCACCCAGACCACUUCAUUAAGCUGAAGUGGUCUGGGUGCCUAGAGUGGUCCUUUAAAAACUGAUUUGCAAAAUUCCAGUUAAAAAUAGCAAAGCUGUAAAUUUAGUUGGAGAAUUACUUUUGUUUUUGCUUAAAUUUUGUACAAAUUUCUAAUUUGGAUUUUGUAUUUUAUUACAAUUCUCCGAUUCUUUAGUAAAAUCUAAAUUUCAAAGUUUUUUUCUUCUUAAAAUGUUUCCCUCUAGAAUUUUCUUUAACAUGUUAGAAUAUUUGAAGUUGUUUAACAUUUCCCCUUGCCUCUAACGCAGGGGAGCUGAGUGAUACUGUAGGUACGGGAGCAUUUAUUUAUUUUUGCUUAUAUUAUGCAAUGUAUCAAAACCCUGCGGUCACAAGAGUUAGAGAUGAAAGUCUGUGUUUGUUUUAGAGUGACAUUCUAAAGAAAAACAAAGCCGGAUUUGCAUUCCCCUAAGCAUGACUGUGAUUUGAAUCUCAGAAAUUGACUUUACCUGCCUGAGGCAAUCGAUGCUUUUAUUGUGAAAGCUCUAAAAAAAAGGAAAACAAAACAGAUUUAUUUAUUUCUUUAACGUAUGCAAGACCAGUCUUUUAGAGGUGAAUUCUGUGAAUAAAUCACAUCAUCGGGUAAUAAUAUUUCCAGGUUGUUUUUUUUAGACCUGUUCGGGCCUUUAGCAGUCAAGUCAGACCGAUGCUUUUCUUACAAGAUCCUUGACCUUACUGUUAAAACAUAUUCUACAUCACAGUCUAGCAAUGCAUCCUUCCAUAAGCACUUACCUGAAACUUGGUCAUUGCAAUAGAUUUAAUGCAGGAACCAUUAAAAUUAAAAAUGGUUUAAUGCAGGAACCAUUAAAAUUUGGGGUAAAUUGGGCUGGGGGGGUGGGGGGUCUCACGUGUGAAUUGUCAGAAGUUGAAUUUAAAAUUUUAGGCAACAAUAGUUGAUUUGGAGAAUUAAUUUCAACAAUUUUUACAUAAAUUUGAAAUUUACUUUGAAUAAAAAAAAAGCAAUAUAAUACAAAAAAUAUAUAGAAAAGUUUGAUCAGUUAUAAGUUAAAUUAAAAGUAAAGCAGUAUACUCUAUAAAGCAUUAUACAUUUCAUAUGUUAAUUUUCAAACUGCAGUCAAUCAUUUUUAAGGAAAACAAUUUGUUGUUUGAACUUGGUAGCAUUCUAGGAGACACCUAUUGUUGUGACUUGAGGUGGGAGGCUUUCUGUGGGAGGUGCUACAGGGCAUAAGAGGAUGUUUGCUUGUAAGCAGUGGAUCAGAAGAAUUUUGUCUGCAGUGAGGUGAGUUUAUAUUGAGCAGAAUUCUCUGGUGUCCUGUAUUUAAUAAAACUCAAGGCAAUGUAUGUAUCUAUCCAAAUAUUUUACUUAGUAUUCCCUAAUACGAUUUAAUGUAUUGUUUCCUUCUGUUUUAUUACAUACCCCUUUUACAAUCUGUUUAGUUUUAUAUAUAUAUAUUUUAGUCUAUUUUUAGCGCUUUUAAAGAACGUUCCUCAUCCAUCUAGCUAUUGCUGUUAAUUCAUUGUCAAUUAUGUUGGCUGAGGAGGAUCGUAGUUGUGUAAAAACUAGAUGGAUCACAUUCUUUGCAAAUAUAUAGUUUAUAGCAAUGAUGGUCAAAAAGUAGAUGCUCAGCUGUUAAGAGACUAUGGCCCAUGAUGCUUUACCCCUGCAUAAUGAUAUAUUUCUAAUUUUGCACGGUUGCACUUUUCGGCAUGUGUUGUUCAAAUAUUUUACUGUGGCUGAGAGAUGUCCUUGAAUGCCUCUAUACGUUUUGGUAAAUUACCUGUACGGUAGACUAUCUAGCUGUCUAGUGGUAUUAUUAGAGUUAAUAUAAGGAUAUCAUAAACAUGUUGUACAACAGUAACAUUUAUUUAUGAUUGUAUGCCUUGUGUAAUGGUAUGCUGUGUUCACUAUGCCUAAUGCUCCCAGAAUUAAGGGACUACCUAGGUACCAAAACCACUACACUAGUAGUUCUGGUGAAUAGAUGUCUAUUUUCUCUGACAAUGUAAAGCAUUGCCCUUUAUGAGAAUAUACAAUGUUUACAUUUAGCUGGAAACACACCUCUAUUGACUGUCAGACACACAGCCACAAGAAGCACUUCCUCCUUAAGACUUCCAAUUUUAGAAGGUUUUCAUAUUUAGCAUCAUUGCUCAGAGUAAUGCUUCUCACAGAGAAGCUUUGGAUCUCGUGUUUCACAUGUGCAGUGUCCUCAAUGCUUCUCUGUAACUAGCAUUAGAUUAGACUAAAGAUCAUCAUGAUUGGGUGAUCUCAUUGUUGGCGAAUCAGAGUACAGAUUGCAGAGUAAGAAAAAGUAACAAAUGAAGAAGCACUGUGCCAAUACAGCGCAUGCGCGGAAAUUGCUGAACUCAGUCAAACAGAUGCUUCUUACAGUGAACCAGUGAAUGCAAUGUUUCUCUAUGAGAAGUUCACGUGAACAUAAAGCAAGUCUUGAUUGAGGAAGUACCUCCAUUGGCUCUAUUGGCUGACAAUUGUAAACACAUGACACAUACUUACUUAUGUUAGAAUGCAGGAACAAGGCAUUUGCACAAUAACCACUACAAUAAGAUUGAAUUAUUUUCAUGACUAGAGUGUCCUUUUAACAAAAUUUAUUAGUUAUAACCUGCAAACUGAACCAAUUGCAGCAUCAUGAGAUGCUGGCCGAAGAACGUAGCUUUGCAAAAUUAAAGGAAUAGUCCAAACCCCUGAUGCACAUCAGCUUGCUAAAGUACUUUAUGGUUAACAAAGUGCCCUAUCUUUCACUUUUUAGAAAAGUGUGGAAUUCAAGAUAAAUUUUUUUACUGAUAAAGCGGCCCAUGGAAACUUACCAACACACCAGGAUUAUAAAUAUUUAUGUAUAAUGCUGGAGUAUUCCUUUAAAGAACUUGGCAUCUUUGCAAAAAAAGGAACAAAGGGAUAUUCACAUAAUCACCUUAAUGUAAUCACUCCAGAAAUGUGUUUGUAAGUUAAUUCCACAUGGCUGGGUAAAUAGCUACUGACUUUAUUGUUUGAUUAGUAAAGUUUACUUGGGUUGUGUGUUAGAUAAAGAAUCUCUUCAAAGAUGAGCAACUCAUUAUCAGUAGAUGAUAAAUGGUUAGUUAAUCACUUUUCUAGGGUAACAUCUGGUAAGUGGCCUUUGUUGUGUCCAUGGGUAGUUAAAUACUUUUCUGAUGAUAUAGGCAUUUUUUGGUGUUUUUAGAUUUAUAGUUCCACUUGUUUCUGAUUCAUUAAAUGCCCCAUUUGCUGGCUUGUAUGUAGAUCAGAUUAGUCAGUGGAUCCUGUGAAGGAUUGAGCGAUUACAGUGACACACUCGUGUUGCUGGUAUACAAUAAAAGUAAGCAACAGAAUACAAUUGCUACAAAUUUAACUAUGCUGAAUCUUCUUUCUACAACAGUUUAUUUGCUUAAACCACUUUUUAUAGUUGUUUUCAUUACCAUCAUCCCUUCAGUGUGACAAAGCAUCAACAUCAAUAACCCUUUUGUCAGCUUAAAUUUACAGCAGUUUAGGGCUCUGUUAGACCCAGGUCUGUACUUGUGAAUGUGAGAAAUGGCAGUUCACAUGGGAAAUGAUUCUGUUAACACACCUACGUGUGUCCAUUACUUAUGGAAAUACAAUCAAAUUAUUUUAAGAGCAGUUUUUUUAAAUAGAAUUCUAUGGAUAAACCCAUUUCCAUAUUCUAAUAACCAUAUACAGACUCCUGAAUUCUAGAAAUAUUAGUCAGUUCGUGCGAAAAAAGCCAGUGGUGUUUAUAAUACAAAAGUUAAAAUGUGAUCUUAUCCAAUAGAUUUUUGGAAUCUAUUUUAAGGUGACUGACAUAGGAAAGUGCUAAAUUUCUUGUUAGAAAUCAUGUAGAAAAAGCUAUUUGCAAAAUGUAGACAAAAAUGGCUGAUUUGAUAACAUUUGAAAAUGUUGACAAAAUUGCUGAUUUAGAAAAAUUAUCCAACUCAACUAUAGUUUUUGCUUCGAUAUUUAAGCCAGCAGUUUGAUGUUUAGAUGACAUAGCAGUCGAAUGAGCUGUUUCAGACUUGAAUUUCAUCCCUAGAUAUAUACCAAUUCUGGGGGAAAUGUAAGGAUGUCAGGAUGAUGUUAACUGAAAAUAUAAUUCUGGCCUUUAUUUAAUAUUGUUGGAUAAGUUUUCCAAAUGAAUUAAUGUUUUUCGAUAAACUUUUAAAAUGUCUUUUUAAAUAUUCCAAAAAUAUAUUAUCCAUUGGCAAAUAUAUCAAUAUAUAAGAAAAAUUUCAAAAUAUUACAUAAUUAAAAUACAUCUCAAAAUAUUAAAUCAUUUUAAAAGUUUAACCAAAAAAUAUUAAAUUGUUUGGAAAGCGUAUCCAACAAUAUUACAUCGAGAGCUACAUGGCAAGAGAAGGUAAACAUUUGUGGUUCAAUUUAAAAAAGCUUAUGACCGUGGGAGGAGUGUACAAAGGAAUAACUGUUUUUGCAUGCACCGCUAAAAGAUUACAGAUCCCGAGAAAUGACUCAGCGGAUCCAUUCACAUCUGGAAUAGCAAAGGCCUUGCACAAUUCCUGCCACUACCUACGAAAAACUAACAAGAGCCCUUCUUAGUUUUGUUGUAGGUGCUGUUUAAUUUACUGAAGAUGAAGCUGCUACUUGCUAUAUCUGUGUUUGUCAUCGCCCUCUCCGUGAUGAUUGGUAAGUUUAAAAUAACUCACUAGAUGCCAUGAAUUAUUUGGAGAUGCCUUCUUCGGCCAUUUUUCACAAGGAUUAUUAGACAUUGUAUGUGAUCCUAUGAAUGUCCUGCAAAUUAAUACGAGAUUGUUUUACGGAUACCUGCUGUGUUUUCCUUUGUUAGUAAAUAAAUUCUACAUAAUGCUGGGCAGCACUUUGUUCAAAUAACCCAAUAGGAUUUGGAAUUGGAAAAGUGUCUGGCACAAAAAAUGUCCAAGGUGGCAUCUCUGCUUGUUAUUAAUUUUUUUUUUGUUUUUUUUGUUAUAUAUAUAUAUAUAUUAAAUGUGAUGUUUUAAAGUAAAGAUAUAGGAAAAACCAGGAUGAAAUGUAACAAGGUAAUAGACAGUAUUGAGAAAAAUUAUAUGGAUGAACUAUUUAAAAGGCUUUGAGGAUCACUAAAGGUCAUGGCAGAUCCUGGGUGGGUGCCCGGGCGAUCUGUAGAUAGAAGUGGUUUGGUGGGUUGUGCAAUGCUAGGCUCCUUCUCCUCACUUUAGGCCUGCCUCUUUCAAUAGACUUUGCCCUUUGCAAUUGGCACCAGGUGAGCACAGCUGGAAGGAAAAAGUUACAAUUUGAUAAACUGUUUGAGGACAACAUGCCAAGCAGCUUGUAACUUUUGCUUUUCAGCUCUGCUGCCCGGUACCAAUCACGAGGGACUGAGCCUACUAAGUGGGGUGGGCCUAAUGUAAGGGAUAGUGCCUAGUCCUGCACAACCCUCAGAUUCGCUUGUAUCUACAGAGCUCUUGGAUGCUUUCCACCCACCCAGGAUCAGCCCUGCUAAAGUUUCCCAGACUCAUUCAUUUCAAUGAACUGGUCUGGGUGCACUGGUCCAUUAAUUUUAACCCUGAUCAAUGUAAAGAAUUGUCGUUUAGUAGAUAUGGCAAUCUUAACAUUGAAGGGUUAUAAUGCCUCUACAGGUUGUCUUCCUGACAUCCAGUAGAGGUACUCCCACUGUGAGAACCGCAUCAUAGGUGGUUCUCACAGCUAACCUCUAUUUCAUUGGGUAAGGGUAGCGCUAGCCACACAUGUGCUUUUUGUUCCCAAUACUCCUCUAUGAGGAACAUUGGAUUGGAUGCAAUAAACAUGUUGGAUGCAUGGACUCGAACUUGGUGCUGGAAAAAUAGUCAAGUAAUGUCCUUUAUUACAGUAAUAUUUAGAUGAAUGUUCCUUUAACCCCUUAAGGACCAAACUUCUGGAAUAAAAGGGAAUCAUGACAUGUCACACAUGUCAUGUGUCCCUAAGGGGUUAAAUGAGGGGUAUAUGCCUUAGUAGGGUUUGUAAUAAGAAUAGGUAUAUGGUCAAGAAGCGAAGUUUAAGGAGAUAAUUAUGAAAGGCUGGAGGAAUUAUAAGGAAGGGUAUAAGAGAAGUUAUAGGCAGUAACCGCACAGGUCUUAGAGAGGGCUACGUAGUAACAAGAUAAAUUUCUAAGAUUUUGUAUAGGCAGCAACAAGAUGGAUUUUAAUGAGGAUGGUAAAUGCAACUGUAGUGGCAUAGGAAAAAAGAGGAAGUUAUACACUAAAUAAUGGAAAUAGCAGUAAAAUGAGUUAGAAGACAGCCAUAUCGAGCAAUACCAGCAGUAAUGGGUGUGCAUGUAUCAAGAGGUGCUAUUGAGGUAUAAGUAGCACUAUAUGGAGCAAUACAAAAUAUUUUAAGGAGCAUGCAUGGUCUGUGGAUUAUUACAAUAAUCUGCUACAGGCUUCAUCUGUGAUUUACAAAAGGCAAGUUAUAGGUAAAAAUAAACCAGGAGUACACUGAGAUACAGACCAAUGUGAUAUGAACUGUCUGGAGGAUUGAUUCAAACAUAGUCCUCUCCAUUUCUCCUACUCCAAUCAGAACCCACUUCAGCCGACUCAGACUCUCCGAGCAUCAAAGAUCGAUUUGAAUCCAUUGGUGCUUCAAUUUGGGAUGCCGCAGUUAAAGUUGGAGAAAAAACGAAGUCUGCAUUCAAAGGUCUGAGUGAAAGCGAACCUAUUACCAAGGCAAAGUAAGUUUCGUAUGCUAUCGUAUAUUCCAAAGGCAUUUCCUAAUACCCCUGCAAUACACCACAACUUCAAAAAUAUUCUGUGCUCUAUAUCUUAAUAUUACAUCAACGGUCUUGUAAUGAAACUCUCCUUGGAAAAAAAAUCCAGGCAGGAGACCAGCUGCAGUCCUACACAAGGUUACAGGAGCAAUCAAAUUCAUAACACUAAUUUUAAUGAAUUAUUUAUAUAGCCAAUAUCUUAAUAUUUUAUAUUUAUAGAUGGCUAAAUUACCUGCAAUUAAAAAAAAUAAAUAAUAAUUUCCAUUAUUUGCUCUUUUGCUUAUAAAAGUCAAACUAGAGAAUUUAGUAGCAUUACUUUAAUAAACUGUUGAUAAAAUGCCCCAAAAAAAGAGUGUUAAAAGAAUAUAAAGUGUAUUUUUAAUGUGACAUUUAAUAACAACUUUAUUUGAGUGGUAAAUUACCAGAAUGGGCUAAAUGCAAAUCUCCACCCCCGCAAAAAAAUCCCCCCCCCAAGUAAUUAUUUGUUAAUGUCUAUUUUUUCUUUUUAGACAUAAUUAGUAAUCCUUCCCAACAUGGUAUUUAUGCUUACGAUAUGAGCUUCUGACACAGGGCCAAUAGGUGUUAGAAUUCUGUAUUAACUGAGCUAGUCGUAGAGUGUUGGGAUAGUAAAACGUAAUUUAUGGAGUCAUGUUCAUGGGCUUCUGAAUAGCAAUGCUCCGGUCCCAGGCCUGACAUUUACCAUUCCGCUUUGUGCUAUAAGGAGUAAUAACCCUACUGCUGUACAAUCGGGACGAUAACAACUAACAGUGAAGGUAAUAAUAAAGAAGUAUCUCAGAUAUACCACCUACAAUGUUAUUUACUAAACUGAGAAUUCAAAAGGAAUUUAACAUGUGACAGCAAAAUAGCUGAACUGAAAGUAAAGCAGUUUUGUCCAAUUUAGUUAUUAUCUCAGUGGGCUAAUACACCAUCAGUAGAAUAUUUUUAACUCUUGGGUCGCAGGUUCAAAUCCCCGGCAGGGUUGACUCAGCCCUUCAUCCUUCUGAGGUCGAUAAAACGAGUACCAUAAAAUUCGGUAAUAGUAACAACCCAUGAACGUUGGGCUAAGGGUAACAUCCCCAGGAUGUAAUUGAAAACCAGAGUAAUCUGAAUGUACCUUUCCUGGUUAAAUACUUUGUUAUUAUUAUUUUGACCAUACAUUUGAAAUUAACUUUGAAAUUUCUCUUAAGUGAAAUAACCCUGUCGGUACUUAAUUUGCUUUGGACUAAUGUUCCCAUAAUUCCCAGCAGCAAACAAAAAUGAACAAAAAACAUCAAGGUGGAUAGCAGAAAAGUUACCUUAAACUUGUAAAGGAACUCAUCAUAUUUCAUUGAGAAAAUCUCAUGACACGAGGUAUAGGCAGUUUUAUUCCCAAUAUGAAACAUCAUUUAAUUAUUGAACAUUUCCUUAAAACCAAAUUGUUCUAUUUUUUAUAAUUACAGAAAAAUAAAGAUCUUUUAUUUUUUUUGCAGCCCAAUCUGACGUUGCUGCAAAUGCUUUAUAUUUCAGACUGGGGAAAAAUAAAACCACACAAAAAAAACACCACCUCUUUUUGUAAGCUAUUUUGGCCUACAUUUAGCAUAAUUAGUGUUAUUUCAUUGAAUAAAACUCACAUUGAUUUAACCCCUUAAGGACACGACAUGUUUGACAUGUCAUGAUUCCCUUUUAUUCCAGAAGUUUGGUCCUUAAGGGGUUAAAAGGAUCUUUAGGCAAAACGGUCAGAGAUCAGGUACAAAGUAAAAAGUUAAACAUCAAAGCAGAGGUAUUGAAUAACAUCCCACACAAAUGUUUUUGAACUGCAACCCCCAUAAUGCUCAGUAAGUCUAAAACUGGCAGAAAAUGAUAGAGUCCAGCUAAAAACAGGGAAGGGCAUGGAUUGAUAUUUCUUCGUUAGAUGGAUUUAGAUUCAUGUCAAAUGCCUUCAAUGACACAAAAACGACAAAUCACAAAUAUCAAUGCAUUUAUUUUUUUUAGAAUUUCCUAUGAUUCCACACAUACACAUCCUGAAAUCAGGCAUCUGAAAUCAAUUUGUUGGGAACUGCACUCAUGUUCCUCAAGACCAAAUAUAUUAAUAUUUGCGUAUAUUCAUUAUUGCAGAGUACCUUUCGCUUGACUGUCCAAAAAAAUAAUAAUAACUAACUAGAAAAGCUACAAUUUCUGGGGAAAUUGUGUGAAGUGUUCUUGCCUCCACCAGUAGUCUACAACUGGAGUGGGCGGAGUAACUGUUAUUAUUUAUUUAUAUAGCACAUUUAAUAGCAAUGUUGUUGCCCAAAGUGCUUCACAGUUACAUUAAAACAUACAUUGAUAAAAACAUUAGCAGGUGUACAAAAGGCCCUGUCUAUGACAUCACUUGCUGCUCCAGCUUGGCACAGGUCAGAGUAUUUUGUUGGUUGUCAUCUUCAAACGGUCGUAUUGUAAAAACUAUAAAUCCUACAGCGAAGAGCUUUAUAUUGUGAGAAUCACAAGACCCAGACCUACAUUUUGAUGCCUAGUAUGUCUCUGAAAUAUUACAAAUGAAGGCACAGUCGCAUUUUAGAAAUUGCCCUUCAAAUGUGAGCUGGCUAGAGUGGAGUUUCAAUGAAUGUCAAGGGACGGCGUGAGUUGCAAACAAAUGGUCAUAUUGUAAAAACUAUCAGGACUAUGGCUUAGCUGUGGACAUGUUUAGUGGCAGCAGGGAUAGCCGAACGUUUUGAUAUAAGAUUUGUGUAGGUGGGCUUGAAAAUGAGGGAGUGGUGGCAGUUUAGAAAUCAUGUCCUGAUUUUUCAGCUUUUGCCAGCUCCCACUCUAGUUUUGAACAUUUUGCCAUUCAUUCCUUUGGGACCAAUUUCGCCACAAGAACGACGAUAUUCCGUGAACCAUUCGGCGAAACGUUCCACAAAGUAAUAACAAUCCAAUGGGGAACAAUCUGCACGUUUUGGUAUAUUACUGUCUAUGUAGUGUAAAAACUGUGGGAGGAGUUAGGGUGGUAAAUUUGGCUAUAAUAAUAAUAUAUAUAUGAGAUAACUUUAAGUGGUCUUGCUAUGCAAGAACACUUAAUUAUGAAAAAAAUUUUAUUAAAAAGAACAAAACAUGCCAAAUGGCCCCAAGUAGAGAGGUAACAUUUUUUUCUAAAUAAAUAAAUAAAGCACCAUGUACAGCAUAUAAUGUCACGAGGGGUAUAUUUGGAGGAACCUCAGUUACAUGUUGUAUCCUGUGCUGUAUUCUUGUACACGUAUAGUAAGUACAUCACUAUAUCCAGAUGAAGUUCUUGCAUAAUAUUUGACUGUCUCUCUUAAUAUACCUUCUGUAUUUUUUUUUCCAGAGGCUGGAUCAGUGAGACAGUACAGAAAAUAAAGAAAAAGGUAUCGUCUGAUUAGAUGAGCCACUGGAUCCUGCUUUUUGACACUGUAAUUCUUGCUCUGUUUCACUUGUUAAAGAAGAAGAACUCUUUCUGUUAUCACAAUGCAAUGAACCCUCACCCUAUGGGUAAUCAAUAAACAAGAUCCAUGUUAUCUGAGUGUCAAUAAUUUAACUGGCAGUGGGACAAAAUACAUGGUGUUUGCUCACUGGGUAGCAUAGGAUGUCAUAAAAAGAAAUGGUUUUAAUCUGAAUAAGAAUAAAAUAUCCAUUCUACUGAAUAUCAGUAAACUGAGUGGGAUCUUUACCUGUUUUUCUUUAUUUUGAUAGUAGUUAUUAAAUUAUACGAUUGCCUUAAUGGCAAAUAUUCUAUGGGUCAGCCUUCAGAAACAUAUAGCAAACAUAUGACCAUUUGCCUGGUUUGCCUGAUGGCCAGUCUGACCCACAAAAUGGUAGGUAUGAGGGCAAGUGGUGCGUGCGUAGUGCAGAUUGUAAAUAUCUAAUGGAAAUGGCCCUGUAGCUAACCAAUGAUUGGAGGCAAAAUUAAAAUAUGGAAACAAAAAGAAAAAUCAUUUUUGCAGUUUUAAUGUAAGCUUCCAUGGCAGAAAGCCAACUCUACCUUAAUAAAAUUCCAGCCAGGGGUCAAAUCUUUACAUUUAAGUAUAGGAACUUUGUUAAUAUGACAGCCAACCUCUGACAGCAUGUCAGUCUGUCAAAAUGCUUUUCCGACUUUUGUGAAGGGAGAAGCACAAAUGUAUGUAAGGAAUACUUGGGAUUUAAAAGUUGCAUAUGAAUAAUUGAAGGUACUCAGAGGCGUAACUAGAAACCACGGGGCUCUGGUGUGAAAAUUGCCAUGCUUCUCCCUCCUCCCAGCCACUCCUUGUGUCACAUUCAUGCCCCCCCAGCACCUCCAUGUGCUUCAUACAGGCCCCACAGGGUGAGUGUGGCAUGGUAUGGGGGGAGGGGAUGAGUGUGACAGAACUGGAGGGGUUCAUGUGAUAGGGUGAAAAGGGGCGAGUGUAACAGAGUGAUGGAGAAUGAGUGUGACAGCGCUAGAGAAGGUGAAUGUGAUAGGUUAAUAUGGCAGAGUGAUGGGAGGUGAGUACGGCAUGGGUCAUACAGAUACACUCAUACAGAUACAACAGUGACACACAUACAGAUACAUAGGCAGACACUGUCAUACAGAUAUGCAGAUAUACUGACACACACACACACAUAUACAUAAAGGCACACAAACACAAACACAUACAUACCACACACAUACAGAGACAAACAUACGGACACACGUACACAAACACACACACACAUGCAAAAUGUUUUAGUCACACUCCUGUUUCCUACCUUUUAGGUGAAGGAGGGUGUCUUUCUGUUGAGUCCAGUGGCUGGCUCAGGCUGAUCUGAGUCAGAGUUCCCACUCUGACUCCCUCCUCUCCUUCCUCCUCCCGCGCAGGUCUCGGUGAUUGCUGGGAGGAGUGACUGGGACGGUUACUUCUUCCCAGCUCUGACAUCAGCACAGGAGGCCCAGUCACGCUGUUAAAGCGCCGCAGCGCUGACCAGGCUCCCUGGAAAUCCUUUGUCAUCUGGUUGCCCUAAAAGCAUGGGCCACCCGAUGGGCGAGCCAGGCACCCCAGUCACAGGGGUCCGAAGGGCAGUCUGGCCCCCUGGAGUGAUGGGCCCGGUGACCGCGGUAGUUCUGUCACUGAAAGUACUGUACUUCUCCACGUGCUUCUCUGCAAUUUUAAAUGCUCAGUGCUGUGUAAGGAUGCUCACACCUUUCAAAUAAUGAUUUCCCCUUCAUAGAAAGAAUAUUGGAACUCAGAGACAAGAGAGAAAUAUUCUGUCCAAUGGCCUGUAAUAGAGUUAAAAUGCAACUUUUAAUGCAUAGGUAAAAGAGCUAGAAACGGUGUCUAGCUCUUAAUAAGUCACACAAAAUGAAACCAAAAAGGGGGGAGGAAGGGGGGACUAAAAAGAAGGGUGAAGGGGGAGAAAUAUAUACAAAAAGUGAGCUGGUAAUUCCUCUAAGGUUAUUGCUUAGACAAGCAGUUGAGUAACUGCAAUUUAUCGUUCCACAAAUACGUGGGAUAGCAACUAGUCAGGAUAAAGAAUACGCUAUAGCAGUAUACCUAGAGAAAUGGUAUAAUGGAAACAAAGUAUCCUUGUAACCAAUAAUAUAUCAGAUAUCUAGAUCGUGUAUAGUCAGAUGUCUGGGUAGGGAAAUCGCUAAGUUUAUAAUAUAGCUAGUACAAAGUGCUGCAAGGGGCUGAUGUAGGCAACCCAGGAUAAAAGGCAGAGUGAGCUUAAAUCCAAAUGUAGCAAAAACGCCACUAAGUCGUACUUCCGAAGGAUAAUAAUGAUAACCCAGAGAAAAUAACCAGAAACAGCUAGUGCAUAUACAAAGAACCUAUGUGCCUAUAUGGGCACCUAUCUUAAGAAAGCAACACUGUGCCUUCAAGGGCACCUAAGCCAAAUAGUAUGCCACUACACUAGCUAGAAAUAAAAGGUAAAAUAUAGAAUGUCCGGUAGUCAGAUUAGUAAGCUAUAAUAGCAGAGAAAUCAAUGCCCUAUCAAGCAGAUCACUGAUCUAACCAGACUAAUGACAUAAGUAGCAAACUGCAGGAAUAAAUGGGUAUGUUAAGCUUCCAGAUCUAGUAAUCAGUUGGCUGCAGAAUAAGGCUACACUUGGCCACUUGGGCUCCUAUUUUAAAUGAAACUGAAAAUUCUACAACAGUAGAGAAAGAUUUUUGUUGGGAACAUCUCUAGAUAAAAGAGAACUCUUGGUAAAAAUACAUAUGCUCAUAUUUUCUUCUUAUUAUUAUUAGUAUUUAUAAAGCACCAACAAAUUCCAGAGCGCUGUACAAUAGGUGCACUAACAGACAGGUAUUCGGAACCAGCGAGCACAGGAACAGAUGGAGCUGAGGGCCUUGCUAAAAUGAGCUUACAUGCUAGAGGGAGCGGGGUAUAGUGACACAAAAGAUAAUGGUAAAAUAUAGGGGAAUAUGUAAAUAGAGGGAUUCUGGAGCCGCAUUGUAAAAGUAGAACAUUCACAAGAAGGUUUCAUUGGUAUCUUGUGAAUGUGACACUUGGUGACCGUGUAUCCUGUGAGAGUAUCUGUAAGUGCGUAGCUCUGUCUGGGAGUCCGUGCCAUGGUAUUCCUGUGAAUGUGUCAGUCUGGUACCCUGAGUGUGUCUCUGCCUCCAAAGUCACUUGGCAGCACACGACUAUCAUUCUAAAUUUGGGUUUCUGCAGAAAAAAAAAUGAUAAUAAAUGCUGAUUUCUUCACAAAACGCUUGGUAGUCAAGAUGGCUUGUGCCAUCUCUCUCCUGAUCUUUCAUGUAAGAUAGUGUAACGCUGAUUCACGUGAAGUAGUUCAGUUUUACACUCAUGUAACUGUGUUACAUGAAAGGUCAAGAGGGAGAUGACACAAGCCAUCUUGACUACCAAGCAUUUUGUGAAAAAGCCACCACCAGGAUCCGGUUAUAUCGGUUGGCCUAGCACAUUAUCUAAGGAAAUAAAAAACAAAUAUAUCAGAUGGACAGGAAAAUUUUUAAAAAACAACUUACCAAAUAGUGAAAAUAAAGAUAAGGAAAGCAGUGUUGUAAAUAAAUGAAAUUUAAGACACAAAAGAAUAAUACAAUUUAAAAAAAAAAGGCAUAUUCCCGUAUUGUAUUCCAAAGUCUGAUGUUUCAAUAGAAAUAGGGGGAUUUAAAAAAAAAAAAAGAAAUGUAAACAGCAAUCACAAUUAUAUAAAUGUACAAAAUGUGGGGAGUUUGUUCCCUAUAAUGUGAAUGGCAUAGAACUGACUAGGGAUUCUCAAAUUCCAGGUCAAAGAAGCCUAGUAUAUUGAUCAAACCAUGGCUUUUCCAAAUCUAAAUAUAUUCAGAACAUAGUGGCAUCUCAAAGUGUUUACUAAAGCCAAGCUCACAUUAUAACGAGUUCUAUUAUUAUUAUCGCCAUUUAUAUAGCGCCAACAGAUUCCGUAGCGCUUUACAAUAUUAUGAGAGGGGAUUUAACUAUAAAUAGGACAAUUACAAAUAAACUUACAGGAACAAUAGGUUGAAGAGGACCCUGCUCAAUCGAGCUUACAUUCUAUAGGAGGUGGGGUGUAAAACACAGUAGGACAGGAAUUUGCAAUCAAUUAAGGUGGGCUGCCCUUUAGGAGAGGGCAAGAGACAGGUAUGUGAGGUAGGGGUUAGUCUUGGAGGCCAUAAGCUUUCCUAAAGAGAUGGGUUUUAAGGCACUUCUUAAAAGAUGCAAGACUAGGGGAGAGUCUGAUGGCGGGAGGCAGGCUAUUCCAUAGGAAGGGAGCCGCCCGCGAGAAGUCCUGCAAGCGCGAGUUGGCCGUACGGGUGCGGACAACAGACAGGAGGUGGUCACGGGCAGAGCGGAGAGACCGAGAAGGGACAUACCUAUGGAUCUGUGAGGAGAUAUAAGAGGGGCUAGAGUUGUUCAGUGCUUUAUAGGUGUGAGUUAGUGCCUUGAAUUGACUCCUAUAGCACACAGGAAGCCAAUGUAAGGACUGGCAGAGGGGUGAGGUGUGAGAGAACCGGCUAGAGAGGAAAAUCAGUCUAGCAGCAGCGUUCAUUACAGACUGUAGGGGUGCAGUACGGCUUUUGGGAAGACCAAGCAGGAGAGGGUUACAAUAAACCAUGCGGGAAAUUACUAGAGCAUGGACAAGCUCCUUGGUAGUAUCUGGUGCAAGAAAGGGGCGGAUGUGGGCUAUGUUUUUAAGAUGGAAUCUACAGGAUUUGGCAACAUGCUGGUUGUGAGGCUCAAAGGUGAGACCAGAGUCAAGUAUGACACCAAGACAGUGCGCUUGCAAGGAUGGGCUGAUGUUGGUACCACAAACUUGAAGGGAGAGCGAAAGAGGAGGAUCAGUAUUAGGAGGAGGAAAGACAAGGAGCUCAGUUUUUGAGAGAUUGAGUUUCAGAAAGCGGGAGGACAUCCAUUCAGAGAUGGAAGAAAGGCAAGCAGUGACACGUUGCAGGACAGCAGGGGAGAGGUCGGGGAGGAGAGAUAUAGCUGGGUGUCAUCAGCGUACAGGUGGUAGUGGAAUCCAAAUGAGGUAAUAAGUUUGCCAAGAGAGGCAGUAUAAAGAGAAAAUAGAAGGGGACCAAGGACGGAGCCUUGGGGGACUCCAACCGAGACAGGGCGAGGGGAGGAGGUAUCAUUAGAAACAAGAAACACAUACAGUCUAGCCCCAGGAACUACAUCAUAUCUGGGGAAGGAGUGAAGAUUACUUUAUGGUUCGGGAGGGAUUGAUAGUCAUACCAUGACUAGGGAAGAAGGAAGUGAACACAUCCUCAUUUUCGAAGAGGUAGAUACAAGGGAUACAUUGAUUGAAACGGACAGGGAAGGAAAGGAUGGAGAGUUACUGGAGAGAUCAAUUCAUACGUGGUUUGAAAAGGAUGGUGAAUAAAGGACUGACUAUGAAGUGAACAUUGAAGAUGCAUGGGCAAAUAUCAAGGUGUAGAAAGGAUGGCGUCAUGUCUGGGAAGGUGAAACAGGAAGGGGACACGAUUGGGAGUGAGACAUCAUGGUAAAGGACUGACUAGGAGUGAAAAGACCUUUGUAGAUCAAAACAUGUAUACGAGGAAAUUAAGGAAAAAAUAAGUGUGCACUACCCCAAAUCCCUGUGCACAUUUAUAAUAACUGGAGGUUCUUAGUUUCACUCCAUGGCCAUUUCAGUGUUCUCUCACAUGACAAAUCAAGGCAAACCUCUUAGAUGAGUCCUACACUAACAAUUCACCUUACUGUCUUCAGCUAGAAGUAAAAUCUCUAAUGAGACAGAGAGGGGUAUGUUUUCUAAACCCCUACAUACUUAUUAACCCGUAAUAGGGAACACAUGGGCUGGGCAGCAGUGUUGUAACAUGGCUAAAUACAAAUACACAAAACAAGCCCUGCGCUCAAACUCCCACUGCUCCUGGGCAGCAGCAAUGGCCAUAUUAUAUAUAUCAGCCCCAAUACAUACAAUAAAAACCAAGGAAAAUAGUUACUUGUGCACUAUCCCAAAUCCCUGUGCACAUUAUAAUAAAUGGAGGUUAUUUAGAGUCACUUUAAUGGCCACUUGAGUCUAAGCUAUUCUGCUCACUAACAAUUCACCUUGUUGCGUUCAGCUAAAAGGUAAAAUCUCUAAUGAGACAAAGAGGGUUAUUUUUGUAAACCCCUUAAUACUUAUUAACCCUUAAUAGAAAACACAUGGGGUGAGUAGAGAAAAGUAGUUUCGCUCUUUGUAUUUUAUUGUAUCUAUUGGGGCCGAUGUGUACUAUAGUCAUUUCUGCCGCAACGAAGAAACGGUAAAUACAAUGACCCAUGUGUAAAGUGGUAUUCAAAUAACAAAGACGAAGCAAGAAAAAUCUAAACGGGGUUGUAGUGGAUCACGCCAACGAUAGUUCUGAGUCUAAAUAUAAGCAUGGGCAGUGCGUGUGUUCGGCGUAUCUCUUUAAGGGAUAGAUAAGAACAAGACUGAAAUAUGAAAGGAAUAUUUAUAAUGGACAGAGAACCUCACUUAUAAGUCACAUUAUUGCACACUCUGCAUUAUCUCAUCACGUUUUUACAAGGCCACGGGUGGGAGACCUUAAAGGAGGUUUCUGUCUCGAUACCUUACCUUUCUCACACGAACCUGCAAGGUGUAGCUCCGGGUGCCGACUCCUCCGACGAUGGCACGGCAUGUCGGACGCCGGCCGCUCUACGCACACCCCCACUUAUGAUGCAGCGUAUGCGUGCCGACGUCAUAACGGCCAUACCGCGAAAAUUUAAAGUAUUCCACACUCCCUGACAUUUUGGAGACGUGGAUUUAAAGCAACAGACGCCAUACUAUAAAAGGGCGCCUUUUGCCCUUGUUCAGUGCCCUAUUGUGGUUCAUUGUUUUGUUCCCUCUAGCGCUAGCUUAUUUCUGUCUGUGUUUCUUCGUAUUUGGACUCAGCUUGUGACUUUUGACUAUUCUUCGUUCUGGUAUCCUGACUUGGCUUGUUUUCUCGUUCUUCCUGUUAUCUGGUUCCCUGACUCGGCUAUUCAUUAUCGGUAUCCUGAUAUCUGGUUUCCCUUAUCCUUGGGUAUCCUCGUCUAUUCUAUCUACGUUGAACCCGGCCAUUCUAAGGUCCGGUAAUACGUUUUCUGUUUGGGUUAUACUUUGCCUGUUUGGGUCACUCGUCGUGACAGUUUCAUUACAAAACUAUGACUAUGUAUACAUAAAUAUAUAUAUUUAUUUUUUUCUAUUUAUUUGUUUUACUUUACUAUUAGCUAUUAGUUUACCCAGGAUGAACAACAAUCUAACACAACUCUGCAGUUCUCUACUAGUUCCAGAGCCCUUGGUCCAUCCUCUCUUUUAUUAAACCAUGCUAAACGGAACAAACAUUUUCAAACCAUACUCACAGAGGUUUCUGGUUAAUUCUUGUACCAGACUUGCUGAACCAAUAUAUUAGCAAUACUGUACUGUAGCACCCACCAUGCAUUUGUUUUGUUUGGCUGAACUGGCAAUGUUGUUCCACACCCACUGUGACAUUGUUUCACUGUAACUGUCUCUAAUUCUCUUCCUAAUAUUUUUGAAUAAAAUACAAAAUAAAGAUUGUCAAACGUCCCCCCCAAAAAACAUGCCGCAUGGUUAAUUUCUCACAUAUUUAUUCUUGUAGUUCAUUACAACGCAGAACCAUUUCAGUGGACACACGUCCCUGUACUUUGCACAGAGCAUUGUAUCAAUCUCCUCGUAUUAUGCAAUGUGUGUGUUGCAUCCUAUAAUACCUAAACUCUGAUAAGGUCACAAUGUGCUGAUUCUAGUGGAGUCAGUGUAUUUAGGAAAAAUCAGGGACCUUGUAGCCAACUGAUAUUUCAGUGUUGGAACAUAACAGAAACAACAUAAUGGAAUAUAUACAUAUUAAAUUUAAAAUAAAUUCAAAUCUGGUGGUCCCCAAGAAAAUAUAAUGUAUCUAUGUUAUCUAUAAUUCCCUUGUUUAUAUAACCCUACAGUAAUUCUCUAAGAACGACAGUUCUUUACGUGGUAUGUUUGCGGGUUUAAUAUCAGUUAAGGUGAUAUUACAAUUCCGCACUUGUUUUUGUUUGACAACAGUUUCUGAACUUUAUCCAGAAUGGCAUGUUUGUUUUAAACACGUCUACAAUCCAAAAUCCAAAAAUAUUUAAAAAGAACAUUCUGGGCACCGUAACCAGUUUCUUGAGAUGAACUGGUUUGAUAAGUUUGUAUUGUUUUACAAACACUAUUGCACUAAACCUUUUUUUUGCACUUUUUUGGAACGUUAUUUUGAAGUUUAUGGUUAAAGGACCACUAUAGGCACCCAGACCACUUCAGCUCAAUGAAGUGGUCUGGGUGCCAAGUCCCUCUAGUUUUAACCCUGCAGCCGAAAACAUAGCAGUUUUAGAGAAACCGCUAUGUUUACACUGCAGGGUUAAUCCAGCCUCUAGUAGCUGUCUCCCUGACAGCUACUAGAGGCGCUUCCGCGAUUUACACUGAGUAAAUCGCACUUAUUUGACGCUGGGCGUCCUCAUGGACCUCCAGCAUCAAAAAAGAUCCCCAUAGGAAAGCCACUGAAUAAUGCUUUCCUAUGGGUGGGUUUGAAUGUGCCCGUGCCUCUGGCCGCGCAUGCGCAUUCGGCUCCACUCGGGAGCUGACGUUUAUGGAGGAAUAGAGGUCACCAGUGCCGAGGUAGCCUGACGCUGGAUUAAGGUAAGCAAAUAAAUGGUUAAUUAACCAUUUAUUCGCCACAGAAUGGUGACUAAGGCUCUAUAGCGCUAGGAAUACAUAUUUGUAUUCCCAACUCUAUAGUGUUCCUUUACUGCACUUUAUAAUCUUGUUUGCAAUUUAGCACUUAAGAUUCACAUUCAUAUUUGUAUUAAAGGCACAGCACACCUUUAUAUUUAUAUAUAUAUAUAUAUAUAUUUUUUUUUUAGUGUUAUUAAGGUGAUCAGAGUGUUCUUCUAACCAUUUUCUGCUGGUGGUUAGCAAUCAUUAUUAACUUAAAAGUGGGAUUAAAUUUUAUUAUUGUCAUUAAUCACAUGAUCUUAAGACUGACAUAACAAACCAAAUGGAGAAUUUGAUGGUUUUGUGAUUAAAUCACUGGUUGAAAUUUAUUAAACGACAAGCAGAGAAUCAUGGGAUAUGUAUUUCUUGGGUGCUGCAGAUGGAACUAUAACCACGCACCUACACAAAGCCAUUUUAGAUGUAGGUUUGUGGUUUUUGUUUUGUCAUGUAAAUAACUGUUGUAAAGUGUGAUAAUUUGGGGGAUAAUUGUUGGUUUGUUGAGAUGUGUCAUCAAUAGAUUUCUCCACAAAUCACUUUCACCUGUGAUAAACAAAUCAAAUUCAUGUUAACCUACAUCGGAAUGUAUCAAUCUGAUGUGUACAUCCAGGGUGGAUUGAUUCGUUCGGGCACAGAUUAACAGGGAUUCAAUUCGUUCGUCGCAGGUGAAAAGCAUUUGUGCAGAAGUCUAGGUGUCAAUACUUUAUCAAGUCUUUUUGGCUGCUGAGUUCAAAAAUGACUCUUAAUGCAUCAAUACAAUUUUUACAGAGUGUUUGUGAUUGCUAGAGCUUUGUGAUUGCUAGAGCUUUACUGCUUAAAAGCUGGUGUGACAAUGGGCAAUGAGGACAGUUUCGUUCGUUUCAUGAUUUGGAACUCCAUUUGUGGUAGCAAAAUAAUGUUGAUGGAUGAGAAGGGGACAACCACUAAAUUGAUUUUAUAUACAGAUUAUGUGAGAAAUGAUUAUAUAUAUAUAUAUAUAUUAUAUUAUAUGUUUAAUAAAAAUACAUUAUUCAUAAAAAUAUAUAUUUUUUUACUGCUGCUCUUUUCUCUCUCUCUAUUGGUUACAUUUUACUUGAUUCAUGAACAAAAUGACGGAAAAAUGCACAUAUGCAAAAUAUAUACAUAAUAUUUAUAUAAUCUAGAUAUUUUGCAGUACACUGAUAGGACCAUUUUGUCACCCUUUUUGUUUAUCUGAAUCUUUUUUCCCAAAUCUGUUUGGUGGACGACAUCCGUCCAAACUAAAAUGUCAAAUUGUGAUAAAUUGAAUUGGUCAAACCAAAUUGUUUGGCUGUGCUGGAGUGUAGUGAACUUAUUAUUGAAGAAAAUAAUCAUUAUGUGUGUAAACAAAAUAUAUAUAUACACUUUACAGGAUUCAAAGUAACAAGGAUUUACUUAAAUGAAGUCAUGCAAUUGAAAUAAGCCUGGGAAAAAUUUAUUUGUAAAAGAAAACUAAGUAGGGACUAAGGGUUUUUAAGGACCUACUUAAGAAUUCAAAAAUGUCUAAGGUUGUUUCUUGGCUUGUUGUAAUAACUAUGGAUUAAGCUACACACUUUUAUUAAACUUACCUUUGAGAGCUUUUUCUUUCACAAACAUAUUUUAGCAGCUUAGGAUUCUAUUUUUACUUCCAAGAUGGCAAGUUAUAAUUAAUAUUUUAAACAAACAAAUUUGCUUGGUUUUGCUGCUUGGCAACACUGUGAUGUACAAAACAACCUGUUUGUGUCAUAUUUUAUUGAAGAAUGGAUUAUAAACUUGAUAGAAGAAAGAUGACAGAGUUUGUAUUCAGGGUACUAAUAUACUAGUAUUAUAGUAUGCUACUUAGUAUAUAUAUAUAUGAUAGUUUAUCACUAAUUAAAAAGGAUGAAUAUGAAGAUACAGUUUUAUUUUAUUAUUCACUUGCGGGAAUUUUCCUAGAAUAUAGUGUAAUUUUGAAUACCAAUCUUCAGAAUGGAAUAAAUGCAUUAAAAAAAUGAAUAGGCUUUUAACCUAAAGCAAGGAUGGCUAAGUUAUAAAUAGCAAGAAGGGCCAUAAGCCUUACUUAAAUGUGAGUUACAAUAAGUUACAAUAUAUUAUUCAUAUUGUGUAGUUACCAUGUAAAAAACGUCACCUUAUAUCUUUAGUACCAUUUGAAGAGGGCAUGAAAUAGACCUUCCCCAUCUAUCCUUUCAAUGUUUAAAAUUACAUAAUGGACCUUAUAGCUAAAAAGUGAAGUUUCAUCUCUUGAAUAACAUGACUCCAGUUAUCAGGUAAUGUCUGAUGUAAUAGUACCACUGUUAUGGGCAAAUGCAAAUAUUGUAUUUCUCAAACUGUGUACUUUGUCUUUAAGAAAUAUUGCAAACUGACAAGGUGUUAGAAAUGGAAAAUAUUGUUUUUCAUCCAUGUUUCUUUAAGCAAUAACCUUUUACUUACUUUCAGUGCAUAAUAUGUUUACGUUAUUUUGUCCCAGACGAAAUACAAUAACAAUAAUGCAUAAACAAGCUUCAAAGCUAUGCUACGACUCUUUCAGUACAUAAUAUACUGCGGUUACCCUAAAUAGAUAAGAUGUUCAGACUUUAAGAUCUUGCCCUAAGUCAGGGAAUUUCCCAUGACGUGUACACCCUUACGUUUUAGUUAUGGCCUUUGCCAAGUUAAGGGAGGUCCUAAAAUUAAUAAAAGUAAAAGAAGUUUGACUUUUUCAUAUAUGAACUACGGUAACCCUAAAAUGAAAAAAGGUAUAAAUAUGUGUACCUUUUAAAUGUUAACAGACAGAUGAGAGAUUUGGAGACAGAGACACUGUCGCUCCAUAUUAUAAUGACUGAGAGAUGUUGACAUGUUCAAGAGGGUAUGUGAGUCUAUUUAAAAUGAUAUUGCAAGCAUAUAGUUUAACCUUAUAAACUCUGCUAUUAAUUAUUGUGAUAGAUUUUACAUGUCUAUAUUUAUAUUUAAUAAAAUAUCUAAAAGACAAAACUUAAUUGCUUCCAAGACAAUCCUUAUUUUAUAUUGUAUUCUCAAUUAUUUAUACAUUUUAAAUAGAGGCUCUCUUACUGACUAUAUAAAAGUAUGGCUAAGAUAUCGGUAUGGUUAGUUUUGCUAAGUUCUUUUCUUUAAGACGUUAUAGUGGUUAAUAAGGGAACCAGCUGCGGUUACAUCACCGUGUCAGUCGCCCUGACACAAAAUAAACCAACAAACAAAAACAAACAGGUGAAUAAUGGUAACUUUUACUACUUAGAGAUUUUGAAAAAGUACAUUUAUUCCACACCUUUAAGCACUCAACCUCCUGGAGUAGGGCACAUCAAAUACAUAUAUCAAACAUAACAGGGCUACAUGCAUAGGUUAUCCUAAAUGGGGCUAACAACUGUGACUGUGGAGUGUGCAUGUACACCUGGCUGACAUCGCAUCAUCAGCACAAACAUAGACAACAUUUUGGCCAAAACGGCCUUUGUCACAUCACAAACAUCAAUGAACAAUAACUAACCUGUUUAUAUACCCAAAACCCAAUACAUUCAUUGGAUAAUACAAUUUUACAGUUUUACACAAUUUAAUACACUUACAAAUGUAUUCCUGCAUCCCACUUUUUGCCCAUGUCUCCAUUACCCAAGGAAAAGGAAAAACAUCACUUAUGGUGCAAUUUUACAUCAUAUUUCCUUUUACUUGUGUAAUGGAGACCUGGGCAGAAAGGUGACCUACUGGAAUACAAUUGUAAAUGGAUUUCAUAGUGUAAAACUGUAAAUAUUGUAUCGUCCAAUUAAUGUAUUGGGUUUUUGGUAUAUAAACAGGUUAGUUAUUGUUCACUGAUGUUUGUGGCGUGACAAAGGUAGUUUUGGCCGAAACAUUGUCAACUUAUGGUAUUUGCUUAUGCUUAUUGUCUUUAAUAAAGUCUGCAUGAAUAAAGAAGCUUUGAGUGCCCAUAAAUUCUAUUUGUUAUUGCAAGAGUUAUGUUGUGGUUCAUCAGCCUCGAUCCGAGCACCAACCAUGAUGAGUGGUCUGGUAUGGGUAUCGCGUAUCAACAGGAGUGCAGUUACUUUUUGUUUAAUGGAAUGCAUCACAUCAUCAACACAUUAUUGGCCUGUUCCACACUCAGCCUCAAUGUUUGGAGGUGUGCUGGUCUGCUCAUGGAACUAAAUAAACUUAUUAUGAUGUGCAAGUAGAAGCUAUGUUCAAAACAUUUUUUUCAAACCUUUUUGCUCAAACUUGUACAUCCAAAGCAAUUUAACUUCCAGUCAAAAAUACUUUUGACUAUAAACUGAGAGCAUUUAAACUAUUUUAUGACCUUUAAAACAAUGAAAUUGUGUCAUUGAGGGUUUAGUGGUGUUUAAAGGUUGAACAGUCAUGAAAUGUUUAAACCAAUUUUUGUGCAAUCAGUAGAAAAUAGUGAACAAAAAGGCAACUACUCUUCAACUUGUUAAUUUUUAACACUAACAGUAAACAGUAUGUUUGAUAUCUUUAAGACUAGGAGUUAGUUAAACUCUCAACUUCUUAAGGAGCAAAGACUUUUCAGGAACACAAACAUAUAUUCCUGACUCCAUAUUGUUAAAAUCAUCAUCAAGCCCUCCCUUCUCUCCCGUGCCCUCCUAAAUAUAGCAAAUUCUUACCUCUACUUCAAUCUGCUGCUGGCUCUCCCCCUGAUCCGUCUGCUUGGCUGAUAUCAUCAGAAGUGAUUUUCUCAUAGGAAAGCAUUGGAUUGGCUAAGACUGUCAAGGAGGCAGAUCAAUGGCAGAACCCAGACCAAUUAGCAGCUUCUCAUAGAGAUUAACUGAAUCAAUUCAUCUCUAUGAGGAAAGUUCCAUGCCUCCAUGCAGAGCGUGUAGAUGCUGAACAUCGGUCACAUUGUGCAGCACUGUGCCAGGAAACAUCUGUAGUACCCAUCUGAGGAGUGGCCAUUGGAGGUAUCCCUAGGCUGUAAUGUAAACACUGCAUUUUCUCUGAAAAUACAGUGUUUACUGCAAAAGACUGAAUGAUUAUACUCAUCAGAACAAAUACAUUAAGGUGUAGUUGUUCUAGUGACUAUAGUGUCCCUUUAAUUAGUAUCUGGUUUGUUUAAAAAUUGACCUGCCCUACAUACUAAGAAGCUGGUUAGAGCUCCAUUGUGUCUCAUGUGAGAAUAGGGCCUUUAAAAAUAAACAUACACCCUCACUGAUUCUUAUGGGGUUAAUAUAAUUAAUAUAAUGUAGUAUGGGGUAUAUCAUUGAUUUUUAUGAGUUUAACAAAUAUAAACAUGUGGGGGACAGGGCCUGACCAGCAUUGCAGCCAGAUGUGCAGAGUGUGUGCUUCUCAUAAACCUCUUGUAAAAUUUGAUAUUGCAGUGGGAUUACACUCUCAAACUGACUAAAUGCUGUUUCCUGCAUGCUGUGGAGCUUUAUCCCACAAGAUUAGAAUCUCACUUUAUUUCCUGCGGUUUUCUCUAGAGGUGAGAAAAAUGGCUGACCUCCCGGCUGGGAGCUACUAUUUUCCAUAAAAUAUAGACAAUACAUAGAUCCAUAAAAUAUAGACAACACAUUUGUUUGCUCAGACAGCGGUGUUACUAGCUUCACCUGGAGCUUGAGCUGAAAGCAACUUUAUAACCUCUACCAUAAAGCUGCACUGUCACCCCCCGAAAAAUAAGUAUUUCAUAAAAAUAGAAUCUUUUUUAAGAUAGAAUUUAUUUUUUUAGAAUCUAAUUUUGACUGUGUUGGAAUUUCACUGAAAUUUCAACCCAGUCAAUUCACUGAAAUUCCAACCCAGUCAAGAGAUAUACAGAGACAAAUUAGGGCUACUCAGAGGCGUAGCGUGGGGGGUGCAGGGGGGGCCGGCCGCACCGGGCGCAACAUCUGGGGGGGCGCGCUCGCACUCGCAGCUCUCUGCCCCUGCCUGGCUCACUCACUCUCUCUGCAGUGCUGGCUGUGCGAAUCCGAUCUGAGCCGCCGGGUCGCCGCCCACUGUGGAGGGGGGGGGGAUGCCAGGCAGGGGCGGGGGCUGGGCCGGGGGGCAGGGAGGCAAUUUCCCCCCCAGGCCGCCCUAAAGCAUGUUAAAAACGGCCGCUGGGCCGUCUUUAACGCAGGGCUAAAGGCAGCUGCCCCGGCCCAGUUCUUCCUAAGGGGCCACCAAAGCCUCUCUUGAGCCCCGCCGGCCGUGGCUACAGAAUUCCGAUCCUUCACUAUGCGGCCGGCAUUGCCGCAUAGUGUAGGAUGGACUGACUCGGUGGCUCCUCCUUCUGACCUCCCCUGCGCCUGAAUGCAAGCGCGUACCGUGACGCCAUGAAAUUAGUCACGGCCGGUAACAGCGCAUGCGCAUAGCCUCCAACUGAAGGACGCCGGGAACACCCUCACACCCUUUCUCCUAGCCGAGCAUCCUGAAAGAGCAGCUGCUGGUAUCUUCAGAGAAAGUGUUCAGAGAAGUGUAAGUAUUUUUUUUUUAUUUUUUUUUAUAUUGACUGUAAAGUAAAUUAUAGUUUUAGGAGGAGUGGGCAGUAAAUGCAAUGUGUUAAUUGUGUAUAUAACAAAAAAAUCUGCAAAAUAAGUUGUAAUGGUGGAAAUGUAUUUUUAGGGGGAGGGGGUGGGGGCAGUAAAUCAAUAUGUUCAUGUAUUGUAAUAAGGAGAUUUUUUUUAGGGGGAGGGGAUGGGGGGCAGUAAAAUGCAAUGUGUAUAGAUAAAAAAAAAAUCUGCAAAAUAAGUUGUAAUGGUUGUAUUUUUAGGGGGUGGGGAUGGGUGCAGUAAAUCAAUAUGUUCAUGUAUUGUAUUGUAAUAAGGAGAUUUUUUUUUUUUUUUUGUUCUUGAUAUUUUUUGUCGUUUACGAUGGUUGUGAGACGACAUAUAAUAGCAUGGCCCAUGCUAGGUUACUACAUUUGUAUAUUUGUAUUCAUAGACCUGCUGAAAAUGUGGAGAAUGUGUGUAAUGCAUGUUCGCACUCAAUAAAGUGUUGGAAAAUAAACUUGUAUUUAGAUGCAUUUUACUUUAAUUACAUAAGUAUUUUCAUAACAAACAAUACAUGUGCUUGGGGGGUAAGGGUUUCUUUAACUAAUCUAGUGGAAGAGACUCGAGUGCUAAAAUCCACAGGUUAGGGGGCGCAAAUUACUUGCCUUGCCCCGGGUGCUGACAACCCACGCUACGCCACUGGGGCUACUUUAUCGCUGUAUAUUUUCUCCACCUGACUUUCUUAGACUCUGGAAGGAAGUGUAUGUGUCAAUCCCGCCAGCCGUCACUAGUUGCGGAAAAUUAGCUCUGUCUAUUGCGUGAGAGUGCAGCAGUGACGUUGGUGCUGAAAAGAAGCAAGCCGAGGAAGAUUACAGUGCCCAUGAGGGACAGGUUCAGGUAAGUAAAUCUUACCUUUACCUGCCCCACCCCACCCGGCCAUCUCACAGCAGCAAUGUCAGGGGUCUUUGCAAAUUUUGCAAAAUUCCCAGAUCGUGACAGUGCCGCUUUAAAGCUCAUCCAUAGGAGCCAAACACCAGCUCUCCGCACAAACUUUGCCAACUAUGAGAGGCAGUCUGGUCACAAAAUUAAAACAGCUUUUGGAAAGAAGAACAUGCUACAUUGCCAAAUAUUUAACCCAAUCCUGUCUAAAUACAUUAAAGCGAACUUGUAAUGCUUUUAUUUUAUAUUGCCUUUCCUUAUGAUCCUGUCAGGCCUGGUGCAAGGAUUUUUGGCUACACAGGUGAACAUCAUGCCUUUUGUCACCCCGCACCCUUCCCCCCCAAAUAAUGCAUCUUCACCUGUGUGUCCCUUAAUUCCCCUCUUGAAUUUCGUACUCCUUUUUGUGUUUAUUAUCCACUCUUUUUAAUGUCUUACCCAUUGGCAUGCGCAGCCUAUUGCAUUAGGAUGUGCACCCUAAAGCACAAACACACGCAGCAUGUAUGUAUGUAUAUAUAUAUAUAUAUAUAUAUACACACACACACACAUACACUGUUGUUUGUGUGUGUGUGUGCUGUUACUGCGCUGUGUAAGGGUGCUGGUAGUGUGCUAUGUGGGUGAGGGUGCUGUUAGUGUGCUGUGUGUGAGGGUGCGGUUUGUGUGUGAGGGUGCUGUUUGUGUGUGAGGGUGCCGUUUGUGUGCUGUGUGUGAGGAUGCUGUGUGUGUGGGUGCUGUUUGUGUGCUGUGUGUGAGGGUGUUUGUGUGCUGUGUGUGAGGGUCCUGUUAGUGUGCUGUGUGAGGGCGCUGUGUGUGUGAGGGUGAUGUUUGUGUGAUGUGUGUGUAAGGGUGCUGUUUGUGUCGUGUAUUUGUGGGGGUGCUGUUUGUGUCGUGUAUUUGUAAGGGUGCUGUUAGUGUCGUGUAUUUGUGAGGGUGCUGUUUGUGCGAGGGUGCUGUUAGUGUGCUGUGUGUGAGGGUGUUGUGUGUUUGUAAGGGUGCUGUGUGUGUGUGUGUUUGUGAGGGUGCUAUCAGUUUACUAUGUGUGUGAGGGUGCUGUAUGUGUGAAGGUGCUGUAUGUGUGCUGCGUGUGUGUGUGUGCUGUAUGUGUGUGUGUGUGUGCUGUGUGUGUGAGGGUGCUGUGGGAGUGCUGUGUGUGAGGGUGCUGUUUGUGUGCUGUGUGUGUGAGGGUGCUGUGUGAGUGCGCUGUUUGUGUUAGGGUGCUGUAUGUGUGUAGGUGCUGUGUGUGUGUGGGUGCUGUAUGUUUGGAGGGAUUGCGAAGGUGGGGGCAGAUUAGUAAAUACCCCCCUCCCUUCUUACCUUAUGUAGGGAGGGGGAUCCUUGCUGCCAUGUGCCAUCCCUGAUGGUCCAGUUGAGAGUGAACUCUAGCCUGCGGGGCUAGAGUUCACUCUCGCGAGAUCUGAGCGUUGCCGUGGCAACGCUCAGAUCUCGCGAGAGGAACCUGGCGGAGCUUCUGUCUAGAGCUCCCCGGGUCCUUUCCUGCCUCCCUCCAUGCUGCUGUGGGCCGGUGAGGUAGAUCUUUGAUCUCCCCGCCGGCCCAUGGAGGCUUAGAGCAGAGCCGGCACUCAGAUAGCGCCGGCUCUGUAUGAGCCGACAGGGGAGAUCCGGAGAUCUCCCCUGCCGGCAGGGGUCAAGUCCUGGGGAAUAAAGGGUGGGAACUAUCCCAAGAAUCCCACCCCCCAAAAAAAAUUAUAUACAAUUGUAUAUAUAUACGUGCACACACACAUACACAGACACACACAUUAAUAUACACCCCACACAUUUAUAUACACAAUCACAUACAUUCACAGACACACACACACAUUCACAGACACACAUACACACACACACUUACAGACACACACACACAUUCACAGACACACACACUUACACACACUUACAGACACACACACAUACACACACUCACAAAUAAAAAAAAAUUUAAUUCAAAAAUGUCCACCCAGCCUCCCUACCUGGAGUGCUGGCGUGGACUUGUCCCUGGGGUCCAGUGGGUCGGGCGCCUUUCUCCAUCUCAGUGGCGGCGAGGGAGCUGUGUGCUCUCUGCUCCCUCUUGCCGCGCGGGCUGUCUGGUGUAGCUGGGAGCCGGAAUAUGAUGUCAUAUUCCGGCUCCCAGCUACUGUAGACAGCCCGUGCGGCGAGAGGGAGCAGAGAGCACAUAGCUCCCUCGCCGCGGCUGAUUGGAGACAGGCGCCCGACGGGGGAGUAUCACCUCUUGGCACCCCCCCCAAUGACAGGGGGAACACGGGGGAGGAGGAGGGCAUUUGGGGGCAGCAGAGUGCCUGCAGGAUCACUCCCCUCCAGCACCUUUGCGUGUCUCUUUCUACCUCAACCCCUUUACGUGUCUAUUUAUCCCUCCAAUCCCUUUGUGUGCCUCUUACUCUUCUCCAGCCCUUUGUGUGUCUCUUACUCCUCUCUAGCCCUUUUGUGUGUCUCUUUCUCCACCCAGCUCCCUUUGUGUAUCUCUUUUCCCCCUUUCAAGCCCUUCUGUGUGUCCUUCCCACCAGCACCAUUAUCGGGAUGAGAAUAUCAUUUUGCCUCUUUAUAAAUCACUGGUAAGAUCACAUCCUGAAUAUGUUGUGCAAUUUUGGGAACCAGUUCUAAAAUAGGAUAUUAUGGAACUAGAAAAAGUGCAGAGGGUUACAAAAUUAAUAAAAGGAAUGAAACAUUUUAGCAAUGAAGAAAGGUUAACAAAUUUAAACAUUUUUUAUUUAGAAAAAUGUCGCCUCAGAGGGGAUAUGAUAACAUUAUACAAAUAUAUCCGGGGCCAAUACAAACCACUGUGUGGAAAUCUAGGACACAAGGUCACGUGGUUAGACUGGAAGAAAGAAGAUUUACUCUAAGGCAAAGGAAAGGUUUUUUUUUUUACUAUAAGACCACUAAGGAUGUGGAAUUUUCUGCCUUAAGAAGUGGUUUUAUCAGAGUCCGUACAGAUGCAUACUUGCAAAAACAUAAUAUUUAAUGAUAAUGAAUCUGACUGGGGUCAAGAGGGAAUUUAUUUCCUAGUUUGUUGCAAAAUUAGAAGGGCUUCAAACUGGGAUUUUUUUGUCUUCUUUUGGACCAACAGCAAAAAACAAAUGUGAGAAAGGCUGAAUUUGAUGGACACAUGUCUCUUUUUGUCCUAUGUAGCCAUGUCUCUUUCUUUCCCAGCCCCUCUCUGUCACUUUGUGUUUCCCCCAGCCCCUCAUGUGGCUCAUCCCCUCCCAUGUGUCUCAUUCCCCCCAGCUCCCCCAUGUGUCUCAUUUCCUCGCCCCAGCCCCUUCUUGUGUCUCAUUCACUCCCAGAUCCUUCAUGUGUCUCAUUUCCUCCCCCAGUGCCUCUAUUCAUUCCCUCCCCAUGUGUCUCAUUCCCUAAGCCCCACAUGAAUGUAUCGGACCCUGGGUACACAGACCCAUUUCCCCCCCAUUAACUGGACGACACACAGUUCCAGGGGUACAACAACAACUUUAUUGGCCACAUUCUUCUUUAUACUUUCCCAAUGCAAGGGGUGGAACACAAAUUAAGACAAUGUCCCCUCCCAGGGUCCUUCCCUGCCCGGGGGUCGUAUAACAGAACCGGAACCCCAGUUCCAAUGUCCCUUGUUCCUGCCACUCAGUGUCCCCUCCCAGGGUCCUCCCCCUCCCAAGGGCCUUUGCGCGUGACAGGAACUCCGGUCCCUUUGUCCACCAUUCCCGCCACCCAAAUGCAGGGUUUCCCACUUAUCGUGGCAAGGGGGUCUUCUUCCCAGGAUCCUCUGUACCUGUGAGUCCCAGCACAGGAAAGACUUCCACCUCCUGGGCUCCCAGGCACCGAAACGCUCCCCCCCUCCCCCCAUAGUCCCCAAAGACCUGUCUACACCAAUCCCAGGAACUUCCAAAAUGGUGUCCCUGGGAUUCAUUUGUGAAGUCCCUGUGUAAAACCAGGCAAGGGAAGCGUCUCCUUUUGGGAUACGAAUGCUUUCAUCCAUACAAAUGGCGGUCAACCAAGGGGAAGCAAUCAUUAAUUACUUCCCUUGUGGUUUCACACUUGUUGCUAACUGCUAUUGUGGUUUUGCACGUAUGUUGCAAGUUGGAGAAUGUUCUAAUUGAUUGGCAUGAACAUUCCAAAUGGCAUUGGGGGGGGGUCCCCGUUCAGGAAACGAACGUGCCGGGACAUAAUCCGCGAAUGCUCCCCCUGGUUGGCGUUCAUAUAUACGAACUGGCUGCCACCCAGGAGACGCUUGUUUCCCUUGCGAUUUGUGAUUUUCACACCUCAUUAGCAAGGAGUGAACAUUCUGAAUAAACAUUCUAAAUGGGGUAUCAGGGUGGUGCCUGUUCAGGAGAUGAACAGGUUUUGUUCGUACGAGGUCUCCCGAACAGGUAGCAGGUAGAACACACAGUAAUCACGAAUACAUGGGGAACAUUGGCAAUUAUAUAAAGACACUUCACGGUUUAGCAGUGAUCCCGCUUCAAUGUAUUUCAUGCCUCCAAUCCCCAUGUGUCUCAUUCUCCCAGACCCCAUGUGUCUCAUUUCUCCAUGUGUUUCAUUUCCUCCCCUUCCUCACUCCCUUCUUCCCUCCCUCUAUGUAUCAUACCCCUCUCCCCCCAUGUUUCAGCUUACCUGUGCUGUGGCCGAGCCAUGGAGAGGAGCUCUCCCAGUGAGCUACAGAAGCUCCUCUAUCCCCGGGCCCUGGCUUUGCCAUGCUACAUGCUGUGGCAGGCUGGAGGGGAGGGCUAUGCAGUGCCCUUCUGCCGGUCACCCAGAGAGUGCACCUUAUGGCAGCGCCGGCCAUGUACAUUAAUGAAUAUACUUCCCUUAUUGCAAUUACUUAUAUUUAUUAUCUCUUCUCCCUUCUGCUGGAUCACAAUAUCUGGAUGCAGCCAUUAUUUCUCCUCUGUCCGUGAUGCCGGUUGUUUGCCCUUAUAGAGGACUGAUUUUAUUGAUCGAUUUAGGGUAAAUUUCAUUGGCAACUGAAACAGAGCAGACACAGGGAGCUAUUUAGAAGCAGAUUAGUUACUUUGGUUAUGUUACUACUUGAUGCAAUGGAGAUACACCACAGGCCCUCUGCUCAGCACUCCCUUUUAGCUGUCACCAGGCCUGGGGACCAUCCUAUCACUUCCAAAGCAAUGGAGGUACACCACAGGCCCUCUGCUCAGCUGUCACCAGGCCUGGGGACCAUCCUAUCACUUCCAAAGCAAUGGAGGUACACCACAGGCCCUCUGCUCAGCACUCACUCUUAGCUGUCACUAGGGGUGAGGAGUGAGGACCACCCUUAGCAGCCUGGAGGAGUACUAUACAGGUGAUCUUUUUACAUCAGGCCGCUGCUUUGUUAAAGGACCACUAUAGUGCCAGGAAAACAUACUCGUUUUCCUGGCACUAUAGUGCCCUGAGGGUGCCCCCACCCUCAGGGUCCCCCUCCCGCCCGGCUCUGGAAAGGGGAAAGGGGUUAAAACUUACCUUUUUCCAGCGCUGGGCGGAGAGCUCCUCCUCUCGGCUGAAUAGAUGCGCGCGCAUUCAGCGUAAUGCUUUCCACGCUCGUGCUCUCACUGUGAAAAUCACAGUGAGAAGCACGCAAGCGCCUCUAGUGGCUGUCAAUGAGACAGCCACUAGAGGAAUUAGGGGGAAGGCUUAACCCAUUAAUAAACAUAGCAGUUUCUCUGAAACUGCUAUGUUUAUUAAAAAAUGGGUUAACCCUAGCUGGACCUGGCACCCAGACCACUUCAUUAAGCUGAAGUGGUCUGGGUGCCUAGAGUGGUCCUUUAAUCAGAUACUUGAUUUAAAAAUAAAUACAUCACAUUGUUGUUCUGUUGCCCUUCAACCACAUAGCAUUCUGGUUCUAAAGAACCUCACAGAUAUGAUUUUAGCAGCUAAAGCCCACUCUAGAAACACAAUUAUCCUGAUUCUGUCAGGACAGUCCUGAUUUUCAGGUCCUUUCCCACCUUUUUUGAAUUAGUUGGAGUCUUGCUUUUGGACAAAAGUUGGUCAAACCAAAUAAAAAAAUUUCUCAGACAAAUCGAUUUUGAUGAACUGAAUUUCUCCACUGUGCACAAGUCUAGUAUUAAUAAACAGCUGUAAACGCAUGCAUGCAUAUCUGCCGAUCUAUGCCACAAUUAUAUUUCAUUCACAAAUUGUAAACCACAAGUCCUGAUCUGUUUGCUUAAAGGGUCAAGGACCAGAUGUCGACACAAAUCAGGUGAUGUCUGUCGAGACUUGAAAAAGAGCAAUAGUGGCUGGAAGUCAGAAGCAAUAAGGCUGGAUUGUCACUGAGCAGAAGAGAAAGGUGAGUUGGACAUUUACAGCAGACAGCGUGAGGGUAACAAUGGCUUGUCAGGCUAACACCUAUUAACCAACAAAAUGUAAUCAGACACUGCUCACUGCAGCAACGUGACAGAUGUGUAAACAUUAGGUUUGGAUUUAUCUAGGCAAUACAGGGACUAUCUGCAAAUUUCUAAAUAUUAAGAGAUUUUUUAUAUUGGUUGCUGUGAAAUACAUUGACUCUAUAUAAAGAAUACUACUACUAACAACUGGUUUCCAUGGUAAGUGGUCUUUAUUUAGAAUUUUGCACCAGAAUAAAACCUGUGUUUCGCCCCCAACAUGUAUGACUUUAUUUGUGUAGCAAUAAAAUGAUAUGUGAUCACAUAGGGGUAAUGGUAGGUGAGAGGAAUUGUCAGGACAGGCUAAUAGUAUAGAAUUGACUAAUAAGUGAGUGAUGCAGUCACACAUGAUUAAUUAUAGGCAAAGAUAAGUCAGAAUGGAUUAAUGAUAUGGAUUAAUGAUAUGUGAGUGAGUGAGUUAGUGAAUGAUGAGUGAGGGUUCAAAAAGACAUAUGGCAAGUGUGUGUGAUAGUCAUAGAGUACUAUUAGGUGAGUGUGACAGUCACAUAGGACAGAUAGCAGUUGAGUGUGACAGUCACAUAGAACUAUUAGGAAAGUGUGACAGUCACAUAGGACAGAUAGCAGGUGAAUGUGACAGUCACAUAGGACAGAUAAAUCACAUAGAACUAUUAGGAAAGUGUGACAGUCACAUAGGACAGAUAGCAGGUGAGUGUUACAGUCACAUAGGACAGAUAGCAGGUGAGUGUGACAGUCACAGUGGACUAUUAGGUGAGUGUGACAGUCACAUAGGACAGAUAGCAGGUGAGUGUGACAGUCACAGAGGACUAUUAGGUGAGUGUGACAGUCACAGAGGACAGAUAGCAGGUGAGUGUGACAGUCACAGUGAACUAUUAGGUGAGUGUGACAGUCACAGUAGACAGAUAACAGGUGAGUAUGACUGUCAUGGAGGAGUAAAAGGACUAGGUGAGUGUGACAGUCACAGAGGACGAAUGACAGGUGAGUGUGGCUAAUGCUGGGUGAAUGUCCCCCUCACAAUAUUGCAAUGUAAAGAAUAAUAAUGCUACAAUAUAAGUAAAAUACAGCAUGAAUUUGGAUGAGAAACUUUGAUAAAGUCUACUUUAAGUCUACACAGAGGAAAGCUAUCUGUCUUUGUUAGGCUCAUCAUGGGUUUGAGGAGAAUUAUAGAGAAUUUAGGUUAGGAGCAGGAAAUAAACUAUCUUCUAGUUAGUCAUGCAUUAGUUAGACACACAGGGACUUUUUCCUACAUUUCAAAUGUAUAAAAACCAUUGUCAUAUUAUCAGCUGUUACUCCCUCGUGUGGCAAUAUACAGAGAUUAUUCAAAAAGGAACUUAAAAAGAGAAUUGUUCAUAUUUUAUUAUUUGUACAUGCUUUUAUACCCUAGAUUCUAUAUUGCAUCAUGGAAAAUAAAUGUCUUAAAAUUGUCCCCUUUGCUCAAAACAGCAAUGAGAACAUGUUAAAGUAUCUGUAAGUAACUGGAGCUAAUGCUGUAUUUUGAAGAAAGUAGGCAAUACUCGAGACAGUUACAUUUUGAAAGUCUAUUUUCAACCAAAAUACAGAUUAAGGGAGAGCACACACGAAAUAUGCAGUAUUUACUUUUAUAAAGCUACUUAAAAUCACCUGGUUUAGCAAAUAAAUAUGGGGAUUUAGUUCCACCAUUUAGCCAUAUUUUAUUAAGCCCACCAUUAUGUCACAGCACCCCAAUGUUACACUAGUUUUAAGAUGGGAGAUGAACAUGUUAACUGCAAUACUUACUGCUUAAACUACUUCCUAAGACUCUCCUCAAAUAUAUGCUUUUCUGUAGUCACCACCAAGGGGUUUCUAAUUUAACCAAUCAGAAUUUGCUGGAAUGCAAAUCAUUGUCAUUAUCCAGUAAUUGCACCAAUAGGAGUAAAGUAAUGACAGGCAGGGCCAAUCCUGGGCAGGUGCACAGAUUUGUAAGAGUGUGCAAUAAUGUGAGUGUGUCAGUGGGUGUUUGUGUGUGUUUGUUAGUGAGUCUGUGUGCCUGUCAGUGAUUGUGUGUGCCUGUCAGUGAGUGUGUGUGUCUGUAAAAGUUUGCGUCGGUGGUAGCUCCACCCAGUGUCACAAAGUGUCAGUUGUAAGAAAAAUACAAAAGCCAAGCAGACUCUACUUUGUCUUAUAUUUUGGUUAAAAGUAGAUGGAAAAAGAGGAAAAGAAAGCCAGAGUAGAAAAGAGGAAGCAAUUGGGAAAAGGUAAGUAUGGUGUGACAGUGCCGCUUUAAACUAUAAUAAAUGUGUUUAGAAAUUAGUCUGUGUAAAUAAGGUACAUUGUUCUUGUUACAUAAAACGUUCUCUGAGCAGCCAGAUAUCUCCCUCCCCCUUCCAUUCAUAACUCCCUCCCCCUUCCAUUCCAAUUAAACCUUAUCUGAGCAGUCAGAUAUCUCCCUCCCCCUUCCAUUACUAUCUCCCUCCCCCUUCCAUUCCAAUUAAAUAAGCAGCACUCUCUGCAAGGUUUAGUAGGUAGCUUUCUGGAUAUGUACCCCACUUUACCAGACAAGCCUGCCCAUUAUGGGUGUCACCAGUGAAACAAGUUGCGUCACUAGUGAUGCCCCCUCUCAGGCCUGCCCAAUAAUCCCGAUCUCAAACUUCCUAAUGAUGGGAGGUUUGUGUUAAACAGUACUGUUUAAAAGUAGAGAUCUUUCCAACCUGUAUAAAAUGUGUAUUCUUAUUUAUGUCUUUUUACUUCUUCAGAAACUCCUCUUACACAAUGCAGAUGACAGUUCAAAUUUGGAGCCUGGCACUGGUGUUCCUUUUGGGUAAGUGCUGUUAAAAGGUCACUCCAAGCAACACGUUCGAAACAGCGUAUAGGAAUAGGUUAAAGAGCUGUUAAAUGAAACCUGGUUUUCCAUCAGUUACACCAAUUACCAGUCAUCCCAGGUGGACUGAGAGAAGGUGCAGGUAGCACUAACACCCAAAUCCUGUGUUUCUCUGAUCCGAUAAAAUCAAAGUCAGAUAUAGCAAGAGGGUGUGUAUGGCGCCUUGAUAUUUCUUUGAGUAUAUAUGUAAUGAAAAGAGUAAAAUAAGACAGGAACUGAUAGUGUAGUAUAUACUCUGGGCAGGCCUUAGGCCUUUAGGUGCCCUGUGCGAAAAACCUUCACAGCGCACCUCCCUGGUCAUACCCUUCAAUCCAUGUACAGAGUGUGUCUCGCUCCCUACCAAUUCCAUCCAUGUUUCCCCCUACCAAUUCUAUCCAGGUCUCCCCCCCCUACCCAUUUCAUUAAUGUCUCUCUCCCUCAUCCAUAUCUCCCUCAUCACCCUUCAAUUCAUACAUCCAUAUUAAUAGCUUCCUUUCUGCUACAUUCAUAUCUCGCUACCCCUUUCCAUUCAUAUCUCCCUCCCCCUUCCAUUCCCAUCACCCCCCCUUUCAUUCCCAUCUCCUCCCUCCCUUCCAUUCCUAACUCUCCCCCAUGUCUUCCUUUCUACCCCUUCCAUUCAUAUCGCCCACCAGUAUAACUCAAUUGUAGGCAUUUGUUGUAUACCAUAACAACUGGGAUUUUGUUGUGCACAAGGUCUUGCUGAUACAAAUUUGUUCCCAUCUGUGACAUUCAUAUACUCCCUCCCCCUUCCAUUCCCUAUCACCCAGACAGACCUGCUUUAUUUAUCACCCUGUACCCCCAUCUCCUCCCUACCCUAGGUGGGUUUGGCUAUGGAGCUGGUCUAGUGCCCUCUGUUGGUAGCAACUAUGCACUACCUGAAUUGCAAGACUGGUUCAUUUGCAUAUUCAUUUGCAUAUUGCUAAUUCUGCAGGCAGGUGAGAUAUUUACUGUUAAAUAUUGUCUUCUUUAAAAACCCACUGUGUGUUUCUUGAUAUGGUUUGACUGUUUGUGAUUUUAUUGAGGUUUCACAACAAUGUUAUAUUGGCUGGUCCCAAGGGAAUAAAGGUUUUGACAGUUCUUCUUGAUCCCUCAGCCUUGUCUCAUUAUUGGAAGCUGUUAUAAUCACACUGGGGAUUGCUAUGCAUGCUCCCCUAGAGUCACUUAGCUCUUUUAAGAGCUUGUUCCUGCUCUCCUUGGAGGAGGGGUCUUCACCACACAGUCCUGGAUGCUGGACAUACUGGAAGGAAGAGUUCUUUUUCCUGCUGAUCCAGGGUGACUCCAGUCAAGAUACGGCGGUUGCGGAGUCUGCGGUGGUUGUGGUGUCUGCUGCAGCGCUUGGAGUCCUCAGGAAGCGCUAGGAGCAUCCGUCAACGGAGGGUACUCAGUCGGAGUACAAGGAGCUCCGUUACACCAUCUGUCAAGCAGCUUAAUACAUACACAUACACAUGCACAGACACUGUCUAACACACACACAAACAAACUGCCUAAUACAUACACAUGCAAACUACUUAAUACAUACAGACAGACACACACACACAAAUUACCUGAUAGGUACAUACAAACUGCCUAAAACAUAAAAAUGCACACACACUGUCUAAUACAUACACACACUGCUUAAUACUUACAUACACUGCCCAAUACAUACAUAUGCACACUGCCUUAUACAUAUACACACAAACUGCCAAAUUUGGAGUCUGGUACUGGUGUGUCUUUUGGGUAAGUGCUUUUAAAAGGACACUCCAGGCAACACAUUAAAAACAAUAUAUAGAAAUAGGUUAAAUAAUUGGUUAAAGAACUCUUAAAUGAAUCCUGAUUUUCCCAUAGUCCUAUCAAUCACCAGUCAGACAACGUAUAACAAAAGGAUAAAAAACUGUUAAGUGACACCUGAUUUUCCUUUAGUCAAUUACCAAUUACACAUACACUGCCUAAUUCACACACACACACACACACUGCCUAGUACAUACAUACAUACACACACAUACACACUGCCUAACACAUACAUAUACACAGGCAAAACCUAAUACAUGCACAGACAUUGCCUUACACACACACACACACACACACUGCCUAAUACAUGCAUACAUAGACACUGCCCGAUACAUACACACAUAAAUACUCAGGCUGCUUAAUAUAUAUAUAAAUGCACACACCGCUAAAUACAUACAUUCACAAACACACACUCAGGUGAGGGUAGGGGGCACUAAAAGCAGCACAUUUCAGUUACGUGGUACCUCUUCUCUGUCUCAGGAAGACCUGCUGUCAUGCUUCGCACUGUGGAUGUUCCCCCUGCCGCACAGCAAGGAGGAGGCAACAUGUGGACUGAUGCUGUACCCUUGCUCUGCCCUGUUCGUCCGCUCUUCAGGAGUUAGGACAUAAUUGAGUGUGAUCCCCUAUGGAUCACCCUACACUAUAUAACUAUCUAAAGGUAAUGGAAGUCUCAUUCUCAUCUAACACAUUUACUCCAAUAAACUCUCAGCUAAAACAUGUAGUGAGUAUGUUAGAUGAGAGGACAGCUUCUAUCACAGUCAGACAGCCAGAACAGGUACAAUAUGGCAUUUCUGGAAGUCCUCAUAGCAGCAGUAAAGCUUUAGAAAGACUGAUGGAAAAUGAAUUAUUUUACCUAUGCAAUGCUUAGUGAAUAUUCCCCUAGACAUACAGAGCUAUAAAUAAAUGCAUUAACCUAUAGAUGUAUUGUAUACUGAGACGUGGAUUUAAUAACAUAUAUUAUCCUGUAUCUACAAACACCUGGACAAGUCUUCAUCGAUGGUUUGUUGGUGGGAGGGAGGGGAGGGGGCGAGGAAUUAGAGGUGUAGUGCUAAUCAGAGGCCCACAGGUGUAAUUAGUACAUCUGGAGAUACCUUGCCUAACUCUCAUCUGCAGUACCAGAGAGAAGGGGACUUGUUAUAGAUAAGGGUAAAUAAAGGGUUAAAAAGUAUUUUUGUCUUACUUAAGUCUUUCACGUCUGCAAGGGUUAAAAGCAAGAAUUUUCUCUCUCCUGUUUGCAAUCAGUUACAGUCUCACACCUACUCCCUUUUUUCUCUCACAAGAUAACCCUGCAUAGUUUUGAGAAGACGUGCUAGACAUGCGCAGUAGAAUAACUGUAAUACGUAAUGUUAUAUGAGAAAUGAUACUAUAUUUUUGCUCUGAAAUUUUGUUGACUGGUUGAAUUUGUCUUCUGUUGGAUACACCCCUAUGAAAAAGGUGUGUUCCAUAAAGUACAAUGCACACGCAUUAAAAAAGCUACUUCUUUCUUAAACUUCAUCAUGACUGGUCUGCAUUAAUUGUUCAUGUAUGUUCUCUGCAGUGAACAUAAAAAAAGAUUAUGGAAAGCAGUAUGGGUUACCAGCAUAAGUCCAUGGCAGCUUAAGGGUUACAGACCCUGUAAAUGUUGCAGCCUAACAAAGACUAUAAUUCAAAACAUAACAUUUCUCCAUCCAUUACAGGAAAUAAUCAAUGGAUCAAUGGAAUAAUACUAUGGAUCACAAGGUUUGGUCUUCCCUUGACAAUUCAUUCACAAUGAUUUUUCCAUUACCUUCUUCUCCCAGGCAUCCAGGUCUCGGGGCUCACCACUGACAUGCAGUCUGAUGACUGGAGAGUUUCUACCAUUCUGGAAAGUACAUUGGAUCAAUAUGUAAGACCAUAUACAAAGCCUGUUUAUGAAAAAGUUACCAACUCUGGACUGUGGACAUUUUUGGGGUAAGUUGCAUAAGGUCUUAACAUUUGUAUCAUUUAGUAGUUGCUACAUCAUCCUUCCUCUCUGCCUUGCUGUCAAUUGUGCAAUAUGCUUAAAGGACCACUCUAGGCACCCAGACCACUUCAGCUUAAUAAAGUGGUCUGGGUGCCAGGUCCAGCUAGGGUUAACCCAUUUUUUAAUAAACAUAGCAGUUUCAGAGACAGUCUCAUUGACAGCCACUAGAGGCGCUUGCGUGCUUCUCACUGUGAUUUUCACGCCAGCGUCCAUAGGAAAGCAUUGUAAAUGCUUUCCUAUGCGACCGGCUGAAUGCGCGCGCAGCUCUUGCCGCGCGUGCGCAUUCAGCCGACGGGGCGGAUCAGAGGAGGAUCAGAAGAGGAGAGCUCUCCGCCCAGCGCUGGAAAAAGGUAAGUUUAACCCCUUUUCCCCUCUCCAGAGCCGGGCGGAAGGGGGACCCUGAGGGUGGGGGCACCCUCAGGGCACUAUAGUGCCAGGAAAACGAGUAUGUCCUCUCUCCUUUCUCCCUCUCUUCCACUGUUUUUCUCCCCCCUUUCCCUGUCUCUCUCUCCCCCACAUCUCUCUUCCUCUCUGUCUCUUUCUCCCCCUGUGUCUCAUUCUUCCCUCUCUUUCUCCCCCCUCCCCCAACUCUCUAUUCCCCCUCUUUCUCCCCCUGUGUCUCAUUCUUCCCUCUCUGUCUCUUUCUCCCCCUCCCUAUCUCUCUAUUCCCCCUCUUUCUCCCCCUGUGUCUCAUUCUGUCUCAUUCCUUCCUCUCUUUCUCCCCAUCUCUCUAUUGCCCUCUCUUUCUCCCCCUCCCUAUCUCUCUAUUCCCCCCUCUUUCUCCCCUUCCCCAUCUCUCUGUUUCCCCUCUUCCGUCUCUCUAUUCCCCCCCCUCUUCCCCCUCCCCAUCUCUCUCUGUGUUCCCCCUCUUUCUCCCCAUCUCUCUGUUCCCCCUCUUUCUCCCCUUCCCCAUCUCUCUGUUUCCCCCUCUUUCUCCCCUCCCCAUCUCUCUGUUCCCCCCUCUUUAUCCCCCCUCCCCAUCUCUCUAUUCCCCCCUCUUUCUCAAGUCUGAGGGGGCCGGGCGCUUUUCAUGCUGGAGCCGCCGGACCGGGUGGCAGCCUCGCCGGUCCGGCGGCAUUCCUCUCACUAACGCUGAUGGAGGAGGAGCAUGUCUCUCUAUCAUGCUCCCUGCGGUUCCCACAAUUCCCAGCACAGGAUGUGGGAACCGCAGGGAGCUCCCUCACAGUGUGCCACCGGACCGGCCACCCGGUGGCACCUUCCUCUGAAGUCCCCAGAUGCCACCCCCAAUCCAGACCAUGUCCGAAGUGCCCGACCGGUCAGUCCGCCCCUGCUCUCAGACAACUGCACAGACAAUCACACUGACACCAGCCCUCACACACCCCCAAGAUAGCAAGACAGUCCCUAAUUUAGGGUUCUAUUCUACCAUCUUAUUUUUUUCCCAGGUGUUCUGCAUCCAGUUACAUCAAACACCACCAAAACAUAUCUCAGUGGGCCAGUCCAAAGCAUUGAGAGCACAGGCCACCAACCGAUACACUAACCCACACAGUGCCGGAGUAAAAAAGUCACUUCACAUCUUCUGUCUGCUGCAUUAAGCCUGUAGACAUGACCUGCACCCUAUGCCAUCCCUCUCAUGUCCUAGGUGGCCAUAGAUGCAGAACACCAGGGAACAAAAUUGGGAAAAUGGAACCAUGAUUAUGUAAAUCUUUUUUUCAUUGCUGAAACAUAGUAGUUUAAUAAGAAAUCUCCAGCAGCUCCUCAGGAAAUUUUACAAUCCUCUUAAUAUCACUGUUUCUGAAGCCAAUCCAGGCUCUAACAUAACUUAUAAGGCAAUCUGCAUCAACCGAUGCUUUUUUUCUGAACCAAAAGCAACCCAAACGGCUACAUCACUCCGACAAUCUUUGAUGUCGAGGAAUUGCUGAAGCAGAGGCCAAUACAUUGCCUGUAACACAGAAAACCAUGCCUACUAGACGGGGAUGAUCUGAGAAACCCUACACCACUGCUGAGGGCAGAGAUAUCAGAGCCAUGCUCCAGAUGCCUACACAGCACAGGCGGACUCCUGCAGAAGACCUGCCUGCAACAGAGUUGGUCACUGUCACGCUACAUGAGGAGACUGUGACCACCUACCAAGGUCACAAGGCCUACAACUUCCGAGCUCACGGACUACUCAGCCCCCAACCACCAGAUAUGACCUAAAGGUCUUGCUGUCCAAUAUUCACAAGCUUAUUAGUGGCCGAUUCCAUCCUCCUCAAGAACAAAGUGCAGGCUGUCAGCAAUCGGGUGAAAGCCUCGGGGGAGAAUAUUGUCAACAUAUACCCUAGUUUAUAUAACUCAAGACCCACCAAAGAGCCCUGUCGGCCAAAAUGACAUCCAUGGAAGACUGCCAGCACUGCACUCAUUAAAAUAAAAGGCAUCCCUUCCACAAUAACGGUGGAAGAAUUGGUGCAUUAUAUUAGGUGCCUUCUGGCCACCAUACUACCCAAAGCGGCAGCAAAAAACCUAGCCAUAGAUGGUAAAUAUUGUGUUUCUAUAUAGCACUCUCCAAGCUCACCUCGACCCAGGACGUCAUCCUUCGCUGCAUCACAGUACAGAAAAAGAUACAAAUCCUGUCUGCUCUGAAAGGCAAAGCCACUCUGAUGUGGCGAAAAUCCUAUAACUCAGUCACUACCCAACUGAGGUCUGCAGGUAUGGCGUACAGAUGGAGGGCCAACGGCUCUUUGGUGGUAAACCACUCUGGGACUACUCAUAUCCUAGAAUUGAUGUCAGGAGCAUUGGCCUUCCUGAAUAAAUUGGGACUGACUCUCCCGACAACAAGCCUGCCCGAACAGCGACCAGGGGCAAUUUGGGAUCCAGCAAAUAUCGCCGCUUUCGUUCCACAGUAAGCCAGUUGCCCUACCCACAUUUGUUGAGGUCCAUGCAUCCUAUGACUAACUUAUUCCAGCAUGUUUAUACACUCACAUAUAUUCAGUGGAACGGCCUACUUACUUUAUCUACCAAUACGAAUUAUCACCGGGUGUAUGUUUUCCCAUGUCACUAGGGAAUCACAACUACCUGCCUGCCAGGUUCAAGCAUUUUUGUACUGUGGAAAACCCCUUUAAGGUCCCUAGUUUCCAGCUAUUGUUUCCUUUUAUAAAAAUGGUGCAAAGUUACAGAUAUUUACAAAACAUGUCUCUCUCUCCCAAUGAAUAUUGUAUGUAUCUUCAAUAACGACUUUGUGAUAAACAAUGCACUGCAAAAAUAAAGAAUAAUAAAGAAAAUAAAAAUAGGAAAAACUGAAAUGUGCACCAGUGCUAGUGAAUGUAAACAAAGUUGUUAUUCUCUUUCUGUUAACUUCUCUUGCCUUUGAUUGCCCACCGUCGUUACCUGUCAUACUCAUUGCUACUGUUAUUGUAAACUUUCAGGCAAGCAGUAGAUCGGGUGCAAGGAGCAGUCAAUUUAACUAGUGGAUACCUGAACACAUAUUAUGAGGAUCAUCUCGAGGGUCGAGUAGAAAAUGCCAAGCAGUGGAUCCAGGAGAAAACAAAGCCUAUAAUUGAAUCGGUGCAACAACGUUUCCAGAAAGAAUCAAAUUAG
This is a messenger RNA of Pelobates cultripes (western spadefoot toad), 51105 nucleotides long. The record is from the annotation of a GenBank genome assembly. Lineage: Eukaryota; Metazoa; Chordata; Amphibia; Anura; Pelobatidae.